This is a messenger RNA of Pelobates cultripes (western spadefoot toad), 52895 nucleotides long. The record is from the annotation of a GenBank genome assembly. Lineage: Eukaryota; Metazoa; Chordata; Amphibia; Anura; Pelobatidae.
AUGGUGCUCAUCAAGGAAUUGUGAGUUUGGUUUGUGCCCUGGGCGGGGGGAGCGCGGGCUAGCUGGCCCCGCUCAGUGCAGGCCGGUCACUGACUGCCCUAUGGCAAACCGUCAUUGCGCUAAUAUGGACAAUUACUGCGGCCGCGCUGUCACGGCCUGUGUGUGUUACCUAGCAUCACCUUCCCGGCCGGCACCAUCCCAUGGCGCUGCCAGGGGGCCGGGGAGAAUGUGCUGUGCAGGCAGGGGGUCAGUGCACUCUGCUUUAAUGAUUGGUCUGCACUGACACAGGGCAGCAAAGGGACACCUGCUAGAUGGAAAAGUUACCUGCACUCUGCUUGUUGUGGUGGUGCUGUCUGUGGCGGUGCUGUCUGUGUUGGUGCUGUGUGCUGUCUGUGGUGGUGCUGUGUGCUGUCUGUGGUGGUGCUGUCUGUGGUGGUGCUCUGUGCUGUCUGUGUUGGUGCUGUCUGUGGUGGUGCUCUGUGCUGUCUGUGUUGGUGCUCUGUGCUGUCUAUGGCGGUGCUGUCUGUGGCGGUGCUCUGUGCUGUCUGUGUUGGUGCUCUGUGCUGUCUGGUGGUGCUGUCUGUGUUGGUGCUCUGUGCUGUCUGUGGCGGUGCUGUCUGUGUUGGUGCUCUGUGUUGUUGCUGCAGGCUCUCCUCUCACAGAACCUAAACUUCGAACAAUUACUUGUCAUUGACUGUUCAUUCAUUGUAUGUUGGUUUUAUACUUUUUGUCUUCUUUACACUAGUGUGGUCCAGUUUAUCAUGUGUGGGAAAUGUAAUACUGUAUGCGGAACCUAUGGAGGCAACUUUAUUGAUUUAGUAACUAACAUACAGCACAUGUGUAGAGGUGUGUUUUUUUUUGUUUAAUUUUUAUUUAUUUUAAAUUUUUUAUAAAAUAAAAUUCCUUAGGGGCUACAUCUGAAUCAGUUUGGUUAUUUGGGCAACACUUUUAUGUACUAAACUGACCUGUGCUAACAGCAAGUCUUGUCAGUGCUAAAUAGGUAAAAAAUAAUAAUCUAAUUUAAAGGGACAGUAUAGUCACCAAAACAACUUUAGCUUAAUCAAGCUGUUUUGGUGUAUAAAUAAUGUCCCUGCAGUCUCAUUGCUCAAUUCUCUGCCAUUUAGAAGUAAAAUCACCUUUUGUUUCUGUUUAUGCAGCCCUAGCCACACCUCCCCUGGCUGUGACUGACUUAACCCCUUUAGACCGGAGGACGUACAAUUACGCCCUAUUUUAGGCGGCUCUAAAUGCCGCCGGGCGUAAUUGUAUGCCCUCCGAUCUUUCCUUACUUACCCCGUCGCCGGCGGUCCCACGUCGGCGAUCGCGGUGGGGGGGACUCCCAUGGAGCCCCCGGCGAUAGAUCCUUCUCCUCCGGUGCCCCCUGGCCAUGUGAGAGUGGGGUCCUUGCGAGGACCCCACAAUCACAUGGCCGGGUAGGCUGCCUCCUGCAGAUUGGUUACGGUGCCUUUGAGACCCUAUGGUAGCCCGAGAAUGAAAAUUACCCCUAUGAUGGCAUACCAUUUGCAAUAGUAGACAACCCAAGGUAUUGCAAACGGGGUAUGUCCAGUCUUUUUUAGUAGCCACUUAGUCACAAACACUGGCCAAAAUUGGCGUUUUUUUGCAUUUUUCACACAAACAAAUACUAAAGCUAACUUUGGCCAGUGUUUGUGACCAAAUGGCUACUAUAAAAGACUGGACAUACACCAUUUGCAAUACCUUGGGUUGUCUACUAUUGCAAAUGGUAUGCCAUUAUGGGUGUAAAUUUCAUUCCUGGCUACUAUAAAGUCCUAAAGGCAACGUAACUAAUCCGGCGAAUUUCAAUUUCAAAUGUAAAGUGCUAUAUUUGACCCUGUAACUUCCCAAAACUCCAUAAAACCUGUACAUAGGGGGUACUGUUUUACACGUGAGACUUUGCUGAAUACAAAUAUGUGUAUUUUAUUGCAGUAAAAGCAAACCGUAUUAUGACAUUGACAGUUAUGUCAUGUAGAACUAAAAAUUUUUUAAAAAAUUCUUAUUUUCUCCCAUUUUUUUCAUAUUAAAUUAUGUUUCUCAGCUACAUAUUUGAUAUUAAAUGAAAGCCCUGUUUCCCCCGAAUAAAAUGAUAUAUAAUAAGGGUGGGUGCAUUUACUAUGAAAGAGGUGAAUUACGGUUGGACAGACAUGUAGCGCAAAUGCCAGGUUUUGUUUACAUUUUGUUUCGUUCACCAUGUGUACAUUUGGCUCAGUCCUUAAGGGGUUAACAUGCAUGAGAACAAAAUGGUUUCAUUUUCAAUCAGAUGUAACAUUUUAAUUUUUAUCGCCUGCUCUGUAAAUUGAACUUUAAAGGGACACUCUAGGCACCCAGACCACAUCAGUUCAUUGAAGUGGUCUGGGUGCAAUCUCCUAUCACCCUUAACCCUAGAGUGGUAAUUAUUACAGUUUUUCAUAAACUGCAAUAAUUACCUGCUAGGGUUAACUCCUCUUCUAGUGGCUGUCUACCAGACAGCCACUAAAGGGACUUGCAGGCUUAAAGGCGACUUUUGGUUGCCUAAACGACGCUUGAUGUUCUCGCGCUAUGCAUGAGGACUUUCAGCAUCGUAGAAAUCCUCAUAGGAAAGCAUUGAGUAAUGCUUUUCUAUUGGGAAAUCCUAAUGUGAGAGCAGCCAUUGCCACGCAUGCACAUUAGGUCUUCCCCACCGGCGGACGUCGGCAGGGGAGGAGCGCGGGUGGAGCUGAGUCAGCGGCGCUGGACCCAGGUAAGUGAAAGAAGGGGUUAUUAACCUGUUCUGCACCACAGGGGUGACCUUGACAAUGGGGGAAACUCCAGUGCCAGAAAAACAAGUUGCAGGAUAUUGCAAGGUAUUAACAGAGCAGCAGAUAAAUGCUAAAUUAAACUGAAUUUGCAAUAAAGGAAAUGUAAACAUUUGAUGACGCUUUACAGUAAGUGUUUAGGAAGGCUAAACAAAGUGAUUUAAUUCCGAAAUGGCAGAGAAUUGAAAGUGAUACUAAAUGGGCAAGAUCUAUACACCAUAACUGCUUCAUUAAGCUAAAGGUCUUUUGGUGCCUAUACUGUCCCUUUAUGUCUACUGUAGUACAGGAUUAUGGAGCUUAAAGGGAAAAUGUUCCUUCUCUGGAAAUAACACCAUUGGAUAAAACUUCAAGCACCAAAACCAUGAUGUGCAGUUGUUAUUGUGCCCUGGUGCCUACAUUUGACAUGUUACCUGGGCUGCGCUGGGUGCUGCUCCCUGCACAAUUUACUCUAGCGCAAGCAACGUCAAACUUGCGGCCCACCUGCCUUGGGGCCGUUUUGUGCUGUGGUUGCAACCAGCUGCAAGACAGGAAAUAUAUUUCCUGUCUGGUUCUUGUCUUCCCUUCCACAGCCGAUCGCGUGCUCCUGCGACCGCAAGAGCGCAGAGUGUCUGUCUGCAGAGCAGGCCAGCCACUCCCCCUUCCCUCUUGCUCACAGUGCCAGAGGAGCGCCUGGCCUGCUUGAGAAGAGCAUAGCUGGAACUGGAGGACGGGUGGCUCAUCUUAAGGUAGGGGAAAGAGAGGCUUGGAGGACCUUCCUGUGUAAUUUGUUAAAUUGGAGAGGGGGGCAGUGUAUUCAUUUGGGGGAGGGAGUUGGGCAGUGUAUUAUUUGGGGGAGGGAGGAGGCAGUGUGUUAAAUUGGGGGAGGGAGGAGGCAGUGUGUUAAAUUGGGGGAGGGAGGAGGCAGUGUGUUAAAUUUAAGGGGAGGGAGGGCAGUGUAUUCAUUUUAGAGUGGGGAGGGGGGCGGCAGUGUAUUAGAGUGGAGGGAGCAUUGGAUUGGAUUGGAUUUGUGGGCAGUGUAUUAGAUUGGGUCUCCAUGGAGGUGCUGAAUGCUCCAUGUGAAGAUGCUUAUUAGCCACGGAGCAUUUUGGCACACAUGCACACUAUCCUCCCAAUGCUUUCCUUUGGGAAAGCAUUGGAAUGGUUGAGAUCAUCAAGUUUGAUGAUCUCGGCCAAAGUGAAGAACACACUCAUAGGACUUCAAAAUCAGCAAGGUAACGUAAUUUGUUUUUUUACAGUUGUGCAACAGCAUACGUUCACCUUUUCAGUCCCAUUACCAAACUUUUCUUAAUAUGUCAAGGUAGUUGGACAGAAACAUUGGUUAUAUGCAAAUGCACGUUUCCUUAAAAUAAAUUUGCUCUUUUGUUUACUUUGAAUCCCUACGAGCGUGAGGACACCCAGUGUCAGUUAGGAAACUUUUUUAAUACUGUAAUUUCAUAAAUAAACCUAUGUUUCUAUGAAAACUGAAGUUUUUGUUUUUUUUUGCAGCCCACAUGAAUUUAAACCUUGUUUAUUUGGCCCAUGUUAGUCUUUGAGUUUGUCAUGCAUGCACUAGAGUUGGAUGCUUUCAGUCUGAGAAAAUGCCAAUAAUGCAGGACUUUUAUGCCACAGGAGUUAACGGAUAGCUCUUGCUUAGGAGCUUCUAGUUCUUUAGCAGAUGUAGUGGAUGCAGGGAAUGGCACCUGUCAGGCCCCAGGUAAGAAGUCACAUAUUUCUAUAAUGAUUUGACUACUUACAUUGAGAGGGUAGCACCAGGGCACUCCUUUCAUCUUAACCAUUACAGCACGCUAUGGUGGUUAUAGUGCUUGGAGCACUUUUUGGUUUCUUUUAAUUCAUUAUUAAAAAUAUAGCAGUUGAUAUGGAUGGAGGAGUAACAGAAACUUAAUGGAUGGAGGAGUAACAGAAACAUUGAGGGAGAUUUAUAGGAGUGUUCUGUUCUUUAAACUAGACGAAAGCACUUACAGGGUUAUUUCAAGCAUCAUGAUCACUAAACGUAUUUUGAAGUGGUCAUGGUGCAAGAAGCCUGUAUGAAACACUGUAUCUACAGCAAUAUUUGAGGUUGCUACUGUAGGUGUAAAUUCACCAACGGUAGAAUUAUUAGUCUGCCUGGAACGGCUAAUGUUAAAUCUGGUCAUAAAAAGUCAGUUUUUAUGACCAUACUGGCAACAUAUGUCCAGUGGUGGCACAGUCCCCACCUCUGUGUUGACCUAAGCCCUGCUUCCUAGAUUUCCUUCCUCAUGCAGUAAUGGGAAGUGAUGUAAUGCAAUGUGGAGAAUGUGACCUCAGUGCUGGAUUUAAGGCAUAUUUACAUUUGUUACAGAUUUAUAACAAAUUUUUUUUUUUUUUUUUUUUUUUAAACUCACCAUUAAAGGGACACUACAGUCACCUGAACAACUUUAGCUUAAUGAAGCAGUUUUGGUGUAUAGAACAUGCCCCUGCAGCCUCACUGCUCAGUCCUAUGCCAUUUAGAAGUUAAAUCCUUUUGUUUAUGAACCCUAGUCACACCUCCCUGCAUGUGACUUGCACAGCCUUCCAUAAACACUUCCUGUAAAGAGAGCCCUAUUUAGGCCUUCUUUAUUGCAAGCUCUGUUUAAUUAAGAUUUUCUUAUCCCCUGCUAUGUUAAUAGCUUGCUAGAUCCUGCAAGAGCCUCCUGUAUGUGAUUAAAGUUCAAUUUAGAGAUUGAGAUACAAUUAUUUAAGGUAAAUUACAUCUGUUUGAAAGUGAAACCAGUUUUUUUUUCAUGCAGGCUCUGUCAAUCAUAGCCAGGGGAGGUGUGGCUAGGGCUGCAUAGACAGAAACAAAGUGAUUUAACUCCUAAAUGACAGUGAAUAGAGCAGUGAAAUUGCUCUAAAUGAUCUAUACACUAAAACUGCUUUAUUUAGCUAAAGUAAUUUAGAUGACUAUAGUGUUCCUUUUAAAGUUUAGAGUUUGGCAAUCACCAUGUAAACCGCAGGCACACUCCUUUUGGUGACUUCUCCCCUUUCACAAUUUAUGCACCACUAUUUAGAACAGAACACAUUGAUUAAUCUCCCCCAUUGUUUCUAUUUAUCCUCUCCUCUCUAUGCUGACAGGUGCAAAGAGCAGAACUUAAAACAAUGAAUGACAGGGAGCUAAGAUGAAGCAACUCAAGGAUAGAGGUAAAAACAGUAGUGUGAAUUUCUAACUUUUAUUUUGAUUCUUGAGAUCACAGAAACAUGUCUGUUAAGCAUAGGGGGGUCUAUUAAAAAGGUUUAACUACAAAAGUUAUGGGAAGUGAUAAUUCUCCUUUAAAGUAUCUCUGCUAUCUUCUGAGGUCUUUGAAUAUUUUGCAAAGGCACAAGAAAGAGAAAGCUGUGCUUGCAGUGUGGUGGUGCAGGGGAAGAGUUUUUAUUUACCUCUUGUCCUCCCCCCAUCUUUUUUGGCAUGGCCCUCUUCAGCUCCUGGCGCUUCAUCUGCUAGGAGCCGACUUCACUGCUGUACACUCACACAUGCGCAAGGGUACAAUACUGAUAUGUCUAUAGAGGAAUCUGAUCCUUUAAACUAAUGACUAAAAUAUAAUUCUUAAACGAACACUUUAAUCAUCAGAACAACUAAAGCUUAGUAUAGCCUGUCCCUUUAGUGCUUAAACCAAUUGAUAUUCCUUUUAUUUAGGGUUAUUCCUAAUUGCAAUAAAGAAAGGUUUGAGGGCAAGGGCGAGAGCGGGCAACUCUGACGUGGACCGUUGAGGAUUGGUAAAGAGGUGGUAUAUGUCCCGUUGACACAUAUUGUAGCCGAGGGAGACCUAUAGACUGCCUGAGUCCAUUCCUACUCUCUACAGUGUCUGGAAUAAAGAGUCCCAGCUCACUCUAUCAAAGGCCUCCUCCACAUCUGUCAAUAACAGGAGGAGGCCCUGAGAGGACAAGCAAGAAUAGUGCACCAAGGAUACAGGUUUGAAUUUUGUGGUCAGAGACUCUCAUUGUGUUUAGAAGGUUAUUUUCAUGAAUUAUUUUAGGUCACAAUUAAAGAGUGAGAUAGGCCUGUAAUUUGCACAUUGCUCCAUAUCCUUGCCCUCUUUUUUUUGGUGUGAGUGAUAUGUUGGCUGCCUGAGUUUGGGGUGGGAUGGCGUAUCUUCUCUAAUUUCCACAGUGCGGAAACAGUGUAUCAGCGUAUUGUUUAUAGUAUCGUAAGAGCAGGCCAUCUGGGGCUUUCAAUUCUGUGUCUCUAAUAGGUUUGUCUAGCUCCUUUGCAACCUCUGGAUGUAGUCAUUUCUGUAUGUGUUCCCUUAUGUAUUCCUGAAUUUACCCAAGGUGAUCUGGUAUGUUUCGGAUUUGGGUAGGGAGUAAAGAUGGAAUAAUAGUCACGAAUUGUCUAUUAUCUUGUUGAGUAUUGUAGCUGGUCUUACGUCUUUGCCACCUUCCACUUCAUCCACAUCUUAAUCGUGAUUUUUUAGCAUUUGUGUAAAAUAAGGCUUUGGACUGCAGUUAGUAGUGGGCAGCCAGUGGUUGUGGUGGGUCAGCGGUUGAGAGUGCCUCCAAUGAUUGCGUAUGGUCAGGUUGUUUUCAUCAUAGCUGUUACUACGGAGGUCUCGCUGUCAUGGUGUUAAGGAAGGGCUCCUUAACUACUCCCUUUCUUAGACUAGACUGAGUGGACUUUUUUUUCCAUCUUUGAUGCAGUGUCUGUGGCUUGGCAGUUUCAAAGGGGUCCCUCCUGUAUGUAGGACGUUUGGUAUGUGACAUUUUAGGGAUCCAGGUGCAUUAUAGUGCCCCUGCUAGUGAGGUGCAAUUGUAUAGGAGCAUGUAGGUUCUGCAGGCUAGCAGCCAAUUAGACAUGUAUCCCUGCCUGUAAAGUUGGAUAGAUUCCAAUGUGGGAUUCGGGUCAUGCACUGAAUGGGAAUUUGCUGUAUCAUCGGCAGGCUAAUGGUACAUACAAAAGUGGGCAUAAAAUGGCACAUUGUGCAGCACUGACCCUGGAAGCACCUCUAGUGGCUGUCUGGGUGACUGCCACUGGAGGUGCCCCUAGGGAGCAAUAUAAACACUCUUUUCUAUGAAAAGGCAGUGUUUACAUGAAAAUAGCUGCAGGGACAUACUAUACUGUCCAGAACAACUACAUUAUGCUGUAGUUGUUCUGGUGACUAUAGUGUACCUUUUUAACCUUUUGGCUAGGCCCUCCUCUUUAUCUGGUAUUUUUUUUUUUUUUUUUUAAAUGUGUAAAGCGGGCCUGGACAAAUUCGAGGCUCCAGGUCGCCUUUGUGACUAGGAAUUGUUUCCUGGUGCCUGGGUUUUUGUCAACCCGUUCAGUCGAGGCAGCCAGUGUGGGUGAAUGGACUACAUUAAGCUGUAGUGGUUCUUGUGACUACAGUAUCUUUUUAAGAAUUGGUUGAAAUAAAACAUGCUUAAUUAAAAAAAGCAACUGGCUUCUAACUUUUUUUUAGGUAGCUGUUGGAUUCAAAGCAAAUUUGUAAAGUCCUGGUAUAAAGCAAUAAUGAAAUCACAACCCUGAUGCGUGUUUUUUUUUUUUUUUUUUUUAAUCCAUGUUUGAAUGUGAAGCUUCUUCCUUUUCCUCUAUUUGAUUGCUGUUUGUUUUAUGCUUUCUACAAUCCAACCUAACUCAACAAUUUGCAAAUGCUCAAGGGCUUUUAUAUUCUGGCUCCCGUUCCACAGUUUAUAACUUAAUGUUAACAAAGAAAACCAAAGUCCUGUUAGCAUGUUGCUUUUACAGUUAAUUCAUCAGUAAAUAUAACACUUAGGGGAUACUCUGAAGCUAACUUCUAAUUGUGUUUUAUUAUGUAUUAAUUAACCGUUCUAAUUUUUACAUGUUGAUGGUUUUUGCAUUAAAAUAGCUCUGUCACCUCAGACUUACGGUACCUCUUUUCUCUGAUUUUUUUUUUUUUUUCUUUCAUAUGUUCUUGUUUUCUUCAUUUGUGAUCAUUUUCUCUUUAAAACAUAGGACCAAAUAGACCACUUUGUCUUUUGAAUUAUUCCUACACUUGCCAAUCCUGACAAAGGAUGGAUAGUAAGAGAUUACUUCAACCCUUUGGAGCCCUUUUGGGCACAAUGCACAAGAUUCCACCACUCAGAUUGCAGUAUAGCCUGUGACCUGUUCCCAUGUGCGUGCUCAGGAUCAGCAAGAAUGGGGAGUCAGAGGGCGGAUUUAAAAAUAAAUAAAUAAAAGCUGCCUGUAAUGGACUGACUUUUUUUAUACACAGAGUUAACAUUCGUUCCGGGCUGCCAAGGUAGCAUGUCCAGAUUUAUAAUGGUUUGCAGUGUUUCAAGCAGAAACACUGUUCUUACAUUCUCCUACCACCAUGACCACUUCAAACUACUAUAGUGGUCAUGUUGGUUUGAGUAACCAUUUAAGGCAAACUUCACUUCCUUUGUUAGCUUGACAAAGGAAGUAGAGUUUGCCUGAAGCUCCAAGCUCAAAAUUGUCAAGCGUAGACAAAGCUUUGUCUUUUGUUUUGAAAAGAUAUAGAUUAGAAAUAAAAGAUUCUGAAAAAGGAAAAGAAGAAGAACAAUAGGAGAAAGGUGAGUUUGAGGUGGCAGAGGCUCUUUAAAUUAAAUAACAUUUAUAUUAAUGCAUCCGAAAAAGCCUGUUUUGUAAACAAAAUCUUAAUUGUGCUUUCUCCCCUCUCUAUCUCUCCUAUACAGCCGAGUAGUUUUGCCAUGUUCGGUAGAGGAGGUAUGUGGAUAUUUUAAUCACCUGUCGUGAAAACUAAUUUUUAUGUCAUGUUAUUAACAUGCAAUUAUUACAAGCUCUCCAAAAAUAAAGUACACAGCAUCAAUUAAUAUAUACAAUAUUUACAAGCAUUCUCUUUGUAAGUACCUGACUUGAUGUUUAAUAUAUAAGCUUAUGUUCUUAUCUGUUUUUACUCCUCCUUUUCCUGUCUGACUAAAUGACUACAUUGUUAUACUCUUUGUUUAUCCCACAUAAUAUAAUGGACAAAGAUUAUGAUUUGUUGGAGUAAUUAAAGGGAUACUGUAGUCCUUGGCAUACAAAAUUGUAUUCUUAGCACCAAAGCUCCUUUUUGUCGACACACACACACACUGUAAGUUAAAAACAAAACAAAAAAACUUUACUGUACUCUCUGAAUUUCUGCUUUGAUUUCUCUCUAUGUUGGAGCUCUGCCUCUUCACCCAACGGGGCAAGUGGAUUAGAUCCUCCAUAUAGGAAAGCAUGACUUCAGUGCUUUCCAAUGUGGAUUUUACUGACACUGGAUGUCCUCAUGCAUGUGAAGCAAGAAGUAGUGCCAGACUGAACCAUGCAAUGUAAUUAUUGCAGUUUCUCAGAAACUGCAAUAAUUGACAUUGUAAUGUUAAGGGGACAGGGACAUUGCACCAAGAGCACUAGUGUCCCUUGAAUAAUGUGUGUCCUUGUUUAAAGGAACACUAGAUUAAAAAACACAUUUUUGACAUUCAACUCCCCUUGGUCUAAAAAAAAUAAAUAAACUGUAAUCCAAUUCUGGAACAAUCUCCGUGUUGAAGCGGAUCUGCCUUCCAUAAAGGCAGCUGAAUUUAUUUUCCUUGUAAAGUCCAGAACUCCUCGUAGGGAGCAUACUCUGUGUUCCGCUAAUCUGAUGCAUCUCAUAGAGAAAAAUUGAAUCUAGUGCGUCUCCAUAAGAAGUAUUGAACAUGUUCUGUGUCGUGAUAAUGCAAAAUGUAAAUACUUUAGAUUUUCGAAAGUUUUAAGUAAGAAAAACCUUUAUUAGUUGUCAGACUGACAGCUGCUAUGGGUGUUUUCUGACUAGGGAUUAACCGGUUAUCGGUUUUGCUGAUAUUAUCGGCUGAUAUUCAUAUAUUUUUUUUUUUGUAAGUAUCGGUAUCAGCCGAUAAUCACUGGCAAUACCAAUAAUAAAUAAGUGGUCCAGUGUGUCCAUAAGACGGCACGCGGCCGCCUUAGGGCGCACUGGCCCGGGGGGCACUAGAUUGGAGUGACCAGCAGGAGAUGGGCGCACAGCGCUCCCUCCUGACAGGCAUUCUGUGUAGCGUGAUCGAGCAGAGCAGUGCGCACCGCGGUUCAGGAACUUAUGUUUCCUGUACCUGGUCAGACUGAAAGGAAGUGCUCACUGAGAGAGCACUUCCUGUCAGUCCGGUCGGGUACAGGAGACUGAAUCUCCUGUACCGCGGUAAGCUACCAGGAGACACACCGAGGAGCGGGGACACUAAGGGAUGGGGAGGGGGGGAGGUUGAGGAUCGCUAUGGGGGAGGGGGGGAGGUUGAGGAUCGCUAAGUGGGGGAGGGGGAGGCUGAGGAUCGCCAUGGGGAGGGGGGAGGCUGAGGAUCGGCCAUGGGGGAGGUGGUGCCGGAGGAUCGCCAUGGGGAGGGGGGAGGUUGAUGGACGCCAUGGGGGAGGGGGGAGGUUGAGGAUCGCCAUGGGGGAGAGGCUGAGGACGCCAUGGGGGAGAGGUCGUGGAGGAUCGCCAUGGGGGGGGAGAGGCUGAGGAUCGCCAUGGGGAGGCUGAGACGCCAUGGGGGAGAGGUUGGUGAUCGCCAUGGGGGAGGCCGAGGACGCCAUAAUGGGGAGGCUGAGGACUGCCAUGGGGAGGUUGAGGAUCACGCGGGGAGGGGGGAGGCUGAGGAUCACCAUGGGGAGGGGGGAGGCUGAGGAUCUUGGCCAGGGGAGGGGGAGGUUGAGGAUCACCAUGGGGAGGGGGGAGGUUGAGGACUCAUGGGGAGGGGGGAGGCUGAGGAUCAGCCAUGGGGAGGGGGGGAGGCUGAGGAUCGCCAUGGGGGGAGGGGGGGGGUGGGAGGUUGAGGAUCAGCCAUGGGGGAGGGGGGGAGGUUGAGGAUCGCUAUGGGGGAGAAGGGAGGCUGAGACCAUGGGGAGAAGGGAGGUUGAGGGAUCACUAUGGGGGAGAAGGGGAGGCUGAGGAUCGCUAUGGGGGGAGAAGGGGAGGUUGAGGAUCGCGCCAUGGGGAGGGGGGGGAGGUUGAGGAUCGCUAUGGGGGAGAAGGGGGAGGCUGAGACCGCCAUAGGGGGAGGGGGAGGCUGAGGAUCAUGGGGAGGGGGGAGGUUGAGGAUCUCAUGGGGAGGGGGAGGUUGAGGGAUCGCCAUGGGGUGGUGGCGCGAACACCAUAGGGAGGGGCACGAGGAACAUUAAGGAGGACACUAAAAUAUAGGAAGGAAGGGAAAAGGAACAUCUGGGUAGGGAGGAGGGAGUCUUACCGCAUUAUUAUUUACACACAAACACACCGCAUCCACUACACAAACACACACACUGCAUCCACUACCCACACUGCAUCCACUACCCACAGACACACUGCAUCCACUACACACACACUGCAUUUACUAAUCAAAUACUCUCACUGCAUCCACUACACACACACACCCACAAAUCUGACUGGCAUGUACAUAUUGUGCAUUUACCAUUUCAUAAAAUGUUUUUUAAAAAGAUUUGCAAAAAGUUUUUAUAAAAUACUGUAAAUGUUCAGAAUAUCGGUAAGCUACUGGCCAUCGGCCUGAAAGUUCACAGAUUGUCGGUAUCGGCUCUAAAAAAAAUCAAUAUCGGUCGAUCCCUACUUCUGACUAAUGUAAAUAUUGCUGUUUCUCAAAACAGCAUUAUUUACAUUUGUCAGAGAAAAGGGAAAGUAUAUAUGCCCCAAAACCACUAAAUAAGGAUGUAGUGAUUAUGAUGCUUAAUGCAUCUCUUAAGGCAUGCAAUACUGGUUACCAGAACUGGCUAUGUUAUGUUUUAUCUAUUAUGCACAUAUCAGUACAUUGAACGGGUUUUCAUCAGCGGUAGUGUACAUACUCUGAUGGCACGUAUUCUGAUAGUGUACUAUGGUGUUUAAUUGGUCCUCAGUGGACAUUGAUAUCCGAUAUCUUUGCUCUAUUUAGAACACAAAUUCUUAGCCACUUUCCUAAAUAAACCACAGGUGGGGGCAGAGCGAUGGACUUUGACUUGAUUCCCCACUUGAAUCUUGUAUGUUAAAGUGCUCUGAGUGAUUUGACUUGUAAUCAAUCACACUAUGGCAACCCACCCCUGCGAAUGGAUGUUGCCAGGGGAAUACACUAGGUCUUCACCUUUUAAUAUUAUAAUUAGGGAUCCUACCUCUGGACAGUGGAUGGAGACUGUGGGGAUUAAUCAUUACUGCUUCAGAACUGUGAAAGGGAAUAAACCUCUUGAAAACUUGUCUUUUAAAUAGUGUUAGUCUAAUAAAAAACAUAUCAUAGCAUGCUGCAAAUACUCUAGUUAUUUUGGCAUCUUGUAUACUGGGAAUACGGCUAAUCCAGUCUACACUCAUGGUAGCCACCUGACUACACAGUAGCAUGCGGGGAAACUGUUAACUGUGUGCUAAUUAAAAUGAAUUUAAAAGAGAAACUGCUAUGUUUAUAAUAGGGUUAAUCCAGCCUCCAAAUCCUCUAGUGGCUGUCUCAUUGACAGCCGCUAGAGGCACUUGCGUGAUUCCCACUGUGAAAAUCACAGUGAGAACACACAAGCGUCCAUAGGAAAGCAUUGUAAAUGCUUUCCUAUGAGACCGGCUGAAUGCGCGCGCAGCUCUUGCUGCGUGUGCGCAUUCAGCCGAAAGGGAGGAGAGGAGGAGGAGAGCACCCCGCCCGGUGCUGGAAAAAAAGCUAAGUUUUAACCCUUUCCUCUCCCCAGAGCCGGGCGGGAGGGGGAACCUGAGGGUGGGGGCACCCUCAGGGCACUAUAGUGCCAGGAAAACGAGUAUGUUUUCCUGGCACUAUAGUGGUCCUUUUUAAGUAGUUGUUAUGGUGAGCAAUGUUUACAUUGCCCCUAGGGACACCUCCAAGUGGCCACUCCUCAGAUGGCCACUGGAGGGGCUUCCUGGGUCAGUGGUGCACAGUAGGCAGCAGUGCCAUUCAGCAUCUCCACGCUCUGCAUGGGGACACUGAAUUUUCCUCAUAGAGAUGCAUUGAUGAUUGGCCAAAAUGGCGUUUGGCCCCGACCCCAUCCUGCCUCCUUGCUGAUUUUUCCCUAUGGGAAAGCAUUGGACUGGCUAAAAAUUGGCAAUUCGGAUGUCAUCAAGGAGGCGGUUCAGGGCGGGGACGGAAAUAACGUGCGUCUUAAUUCUUUCUAAAGGGGCUGUGGGGGGACAAGCCUCCUAAAAUGGUGGGUUUAACACUAUAGGGUCAGGAAUACAUGUUUUUGUGUUCCUGAUCCUAUAGUGUUUCUUUAAUAACAUUAUCGAAAUCUAAAGUAGUGUCUCUUUUUUAAUAAAAGUUUAUAUAAUAUUCAAUUAAUACUAUACUUGAUUAUAGUACCAAGUUGGCCAACUUUAUUCUGUGGCUGAAGCUAGCAAGAAUGAAACUGGUGGUGGCGAGGGGAUUGAAGUCUUAAAGAAUGAACCCUAUGAAAAAGAUGGGGAAAAGGGUCAAUAUACACAUAAAAUAUACCAUUUAAAAAGGUGAGUUACAUGACGAUGUAUGAGUGUGUUUAAAAAAAACUAUGGUUGUAUUGUAUUUUAAAUGCAUAUGAUUCAAAAUGCACUUUAUGCACCAUAACAACUACAGUUAAUUGUUGUAGUUAUGAUAAAAAGAGACUGUGUGUGCCAUCCCUAAUUUUAUUCAACCUUUUUGGCAGAAGUUUUAUUUAAAAAACAAACAAAAAUAACUGUUUCUCCCUGACGCUCAAUAAUCAUUCUACCAUCAUCAGUGUCAAUUCUGUUCAACUAUAACUGUAGUGGCUAUGGUGAAUAGAUUGCACUCCAACAAUUAAGUUUGCUGCAUUCUAUGCAUAGUUUUAUAGGAUGAUGCAUUCUUUACAUUACAAGUUACAUAAUAGUAAUGUUUGUAACAUAGCUGCAGUUAGAGUACCUUAGUAAAGUUAAAGAACUACCAAGAGUAUGUUACAAGCUUGGUGUUUCUAUCACAAACCCCAAAUCAUUGUGUUACAGCAAAUAUACCUGACUCUGCCAUUGCAAUACAUGGGUGUUCAUGCUGUAGAAAUAGGGGGAUAGACCAAAUAGGGGGAGGAGGCAUUGUUAUGUAUGUUGACAAGUCUGUUACAUUCCCCCUUUUACAAAACUAUAGUUACCCUGCCACCUUUGAUUUCCUUUCUGUACAAUCAAGAUCCUGUACAGUGAAUUGAUCAUUGUUGCUGGUUUUUACCGCCCACCUAGCUCUCCAGCACACUGCUCUUCAACAUGCAGCCUUGCUCUUUCCAGUGUUUUUUUUUUUUUUUAAUAAAACUGAAUUUAGUAAACAGAAAUAAUGUAGAUAUACAUGUCAAACUUGCAGGUGAAAAUGUACACAAUUCUUGUGCAAAGUUUGCUGAAUAAUUUUUUUUUUUUUUUUUAAACAAAUUUUCCAUCUUCUGUUCCCAGUAAAGUUCCUGGCUUUGUAAAGAUGUUUGCUCCUGAAGGAUCCCUAGUAUUUCACGAAAAAGCAUGGAAUGCAUAUCCUUACUGUCGAACAAGUAAGCAACUCUGAUGCACUUUUUGGUCUUUUAGCAAGAUUCAGAGAUUUGUUGGCUAUGUGUUUAAUUGUCUGGCUUCAUGAGAUGAGGUUAUUGUGGAUUUGGAAUGUCCCUUUCCAUUAAUAAACUACUGGUCUCCUAGCAUCAUUGUUAUUGCCUUUAAAUGCAUUAUUACAAUUUUAACAAAAACAUAUUUUAGUCAAAUUCUUUACAAAUUUAUAGCAAAAAGGUGAUUUCUGGGGGGAGCUCCUGACAGCCGACUAUUUUAAUCUUUUUGCCUCCUUUUGCACCCCAAACGAUCUAAUUUGGCUCCCACGAGCGGUAACCACAGGGACAUACACACUUUCAAAACACUGCAAUGGCGCAAGUGUUACCGCAGUACUCAGAGACAGGGGAGUGACCUACAAAUGGGGGCCCCGCAGAGGCCUUAAGCCACUCAUGCUGGCAGCCAAUGCUACUUUUCCUCGCCUGAGGAAUUUUUCAGCUGGUUGAUUUUACAGCCUACUGCCAAUGUAGGUGACAACCCCCCCGGGAGUGCUUCGAGAUGUCCACGCUUUAAUUGAACCACAAGGUCCGAUUCUGAAGCGACAGUAUGUAGAGACCCUGGCAGCGUCCGCACCGUGAUGAAGCCUGACUCCUGGUCCUUGAGCAGAUAGGUGAAGAUGCAGGACACUGCUCCUUUCCUACCUACACUCCGUGUCUCUGGAGUUCAGUGGUUUAGUUAAUUGCUUCAGAGGUCUUACAACUGCACACUUAAUUCUACUAAUGUUGGAUAAAGAAUUAUUCCGCCCAGGCAGUAUAGACUAUUUCCUACUUUAAUUUUAUAUUGAUGUUCUCAGCCGGCUCUGAAUUUGCGCUUUCAUUCCUUACCAUCUUGAGAUUUUAGCAUACCCAUCUCCUACUUUUUUUAAAAAACAAACAAAAGGGGCAGUAUUUUCACUACAAUCUGAUAAUGUUUAUUCCAUAUGAUCUUGGUUUCUUAUCUGUUGUAAUACACAGAGCUGACGGAGCACUAUUUAUUUGGCCUCUACUCUUCUUUGGCGAUUUAGGUUAGCUGAUUCUAUAACAUAAGCCACAUGUCUGAGACUACCAUUCAUUGCUACUUUAGAAUUAAAGAAUUAGGUUGACUGAUGUAUUUUCAUGUUUUCUUUAUCUAACCGACACAAUGCAAUUAUCCACUUUCAUACUUUAGUUUGUCUGUAUGAGAACCAGUGAUAACCUCUGCGAAGGUUACCCAGCAUGGUGCUUGAUGUGACACCAACAUGUAUCAAUGUUAUUCUGUCAAAAGUAAAGAAUUAAAAAAAAAAAGAAGUGAUUUCUGUCUUAUUUGUAGAAUAAAUUAACGUUUAAUAAAGACUACAAAUGUCAUUGGUGCAAAUAAUUUGGAGACAGAGUGAAUAUCCAUUCCGCUGCACUACUCAUUGAAGGAACACUCCAAACAACAUAAACCACUACAGCAUAUUGUAGUGGUUAUGGUCCUAUGAGUGCUCUGGCACCCCCCCAGGCAUAGUUAAUUAGCAGAGAUUGUCAGUUGAUCGCCUCUGGUUAGAAAACAUAGUAUGAGAAGUCCAUUGGCCCACAGGUGUGUCGCCAUUCAAAAAUAGUUUGUCUACCUAUAAUGGGAACAAAGAUGGUGGGCAUCAGGGCAUUCCUGGCAUGUGCUGUAGUGGUUAUUGUGCUAUGAGUAUUCCUAUAACAGGGCCUUCUUGAUUUUGGAAGCAUGGAGAGAACGGAUAGGUUUGGUUAGGUAAAGGAAUACAGAUCUGUAUUCCUAAUACUAUAGUGCUCAGGUCCCUAAUUAUAUAUGGAUCCCCUCCUUUUGCCAUAAAAUUUAUUACAAUUAUAUUUUUACUCCUGUUUUUCCAGUGUCAAGACACUCAGUGCUGUUCACUUCCAGCAACAUCAUCAAGGAGGCAUGACCUAUAUGGUUAUACCCUGCCGUUUAGACUCAUUUGCCAACAUUCAGUGUGCACUCUUGAAUGCCGCUCCAUCUGCAGCAAUCUGAAUCCAACAGCCAUACACAACCUUUUCAUCUCUAGCUCACUCACACUACUAGCACUCACAGAGACCUGGCUUUCCCCCUCUGAUAGUGCUACUCCUGCAUCUUUAUGUUUCGGUGGCCUACAAUUCUCCCACACCCCCAGACUCAACUGUAAAGGAGGUGGUGUUAGGCAUCCUUCUCACCCUUCAAUGUACCUUUUAACCAGUCUCCCCUGCCCUACCCUUUACUUCCUUUGAAGUUCACACUGUCUGCCUAUCUACUCACUCCCUAUCCUCUAGCACUCCUUCCCUUCUACUUGGGGAUUUCAAUAUCCCAAUCAACAACUGAAACCGCACUAAUGCCUCUCGAUUGCUCUCUGUAACCUCCUCCUCCUUUGUCGUCAAGCAAAGGUCUAAUUCAGCAACCCAUACAGCGGGAAACACUCUUGGUCUCGCCUUCACCAACCUCUGUACCGCCUCUGUAAUCUCUCCAAUAUUCCUUUUCCUCUAUCUGACCACCAUCUGCUGACUUUUGACAUGAGCACAACCAGGACACAACUCACAUCACCCUCAGCACAUCAAUCUCACAGAAACCUCCAAUGUCUUGACCUAGAGCAACUCUCCACUAACCUCCAAACUCUCCUUUUACCUAUCACAAACCUCACCUGCCCUAGCUCUGCAACCUCCUUCUACAAUUCCACCCUCUCUAGACAUCAUGGCACCUCCUACACUUAAAUGCAGCAGGUGCCUCCAACCACAACCUUGGCACACCAAGCUGGCUCGAUACCUCCAAAAAUGCUCCAGAACUGCUGAAAGCUGCUGGAGAAAGUCUCACUCCGCAUCUGACUUUCUCCACUAUAAAUUUAUGUUGCGCUUUUACAGCUUGGCUCUUUCCUCUGCAAAAGUAAAUUACUUGAAUACUCUCAUAACCACACUCUCCCGUGAACCCAAACAACUAUUUCACACUCUUAACUCCAGAUCUCUACAGUCAGGAAAGAGAUCUCUCAUCUCUCUCUCUCUCUCCCCUUAAAAUACGCCCAUCCCCAUUCCCCCUGCUGUUCUAUGUUAAUUUGCACCUGCUACAGCAGAAAAGGUUUCUGCUCUGCUCUGGUCCUCCCGCCCCACCACCUGCUCCCUUGAUCCCAUUCCCUCGCAUCUCAUCUGUACUCUGUCUCCUUCUCUUGCUCUGCCUCUCACUAACAUUCUCAAUCUCUCCCUCUCCUCUGGCAUAUUUCCAUUACCCUUCAAACAUGCAACUAUAACCCCAAUUCUAAAGAAGCCCAACUUUGACCCUAACUCCCCGUCCUACUACCGCCCUAUCUCGCUACUGCCUUUUGCAUCCAAGAUCCUUGAAAGACUUGUGUAUGUGAGAUUGACAGACUUCCUCGAGUCCAACUCUCUGCUUGACCCACUUCAGUCUGGUUUCCGCACUCAGCACUGUGUGAAAAACCUUUCCGCUGCUUUUGACACUUGAUCAUGAACAGCUUCUUCUCAUACUCUGUAAUCUCGGUCUUCAAGAUAUUGCUCGCUCCUGGUGCUCCUCCUACCAGCGCUCUUAUAGUGUUUCUUUUUUCUGGCUCUGCCUUUCUCUCCCCCCCACCCCCCCACAACCCCUCUCUGUUGGUGUCCCCUAACGUUCAGUCAUUGGUCCCCUACUGUUCUCCAUCUAUAUUGCCUCUCUUGGUAAACUCAUCAGCUCCUUUGGCUUCCAAUAUAACUUCUAUGCGGAUGACAUGCAAAUCUAUCUUUCAUCCGCUGAUCUCUCCCCGCCCCUCUUGACUAGUGUCUUCAACUGCCUCUCUGCUAUUUCUAACUGGAUGGCUGCCCACUCCCUGACCUCAGCUUGUCCAAAACAGAACUUCUGGUCUUUCUUCCCUCAAGUGUUGCUACUCUUGUUUCUGUUUUCCUCAACGUUAAUGGUGCUCCACUACACAGGCUCACUGCCUGUUUCUUCUCUUUGACUCCGAACUCUCCUUCACCUCUCAUGUCCAGUUGAUCGCCAAAUCCUACCGCUGCCAUCUAAAAACAUUGUGCACCUCUGCCCCUACUUAACGCCAGAUGUGGCUAAGGUGCUGGUCCAUGCCACGUUCCUCUGUUGCCUUGACUACUGCAGUCAUCUUCCCUUCCGCCCACACCUCACUCCUCUGUCAGUCUCUGCAUUGGCUUCCGUAAGAUAUAGGGAUCAAUAUAAAAUUCUGCUUCUUGCUUUCAAUCUCUACAUAAUGCUACUCCCUCCUAUCUAUCCUCCUUAAUAUGUAAGUAUGUCCUGUCUAGGCCCCAAUGCUCUGCUGAAGACUUACGUCUAUCCUCUGUUCGUACUCACCUCUGAUGCUUGCAUUCAAGACUUCUCUAGAGCUGCACCGUUCCUGUGGAACUCACAUCCCUUUUCCGUUAGACACUCAUCCAGUGUCCAUUUCUUCAAAAAACUCAUCUUUUCACAAAAGCAUAUCAAUUAAACUGUUAAUGGCUCCCAAAUGAUUCAUCUCCUGCAACUGUCAUUUAAAAAAAAUUAAAAAAAUAUCACACUAAAUAUUCAGUGAAUUCUAUUGUGCCAAUCUAGUUCCCUAAUACUUCCCUUAUCUUUUGUGUCACUAUACCCCACUCCCUCUAGCAUGUAAGCUCAUUGAGCAGGGCCCUCAACCCUGUGCUUCAAACAGGUCUGGUUACAAUUAUGUUUGUUAGUCCACCCAUUGUAAAGCGCUACGGAAUUUGUUGGCACUAUAUAAAUAUAACCAUAAUAAUUGUUGGUGAUAUCUAAUGCUUCUUCCCCAUAGUAAAGUAUUGAAUUUGAUGCUUUCCUAUGAGCUUCCAGGUUAUGUGAUGGAGUUUUACUUGGUCAGCAGAAGCCUCUCUCUCGUGACUGUCAGUGUGACAGCCACUAGAGAUGGAUUUAAAGUAUUACUUCAACCACCAUGACCACUUUAGUAAUGUCAAGUGGUCAUGGAGGUAGAAGCCUGGAUGUGUAGUGUUUUUGUUUGAAACAUUGCACAUUCAGAAUUAUUUGCACUUACGUGUCUAGUUACAACACCGGCACAUGUGUGUUAGACAACCUUGGAACUCUGCUCUGUGCUGCAUGGGGAAUGACCGCUCUCUCCUCCCUCCCACUGUGCGGACCUUCGUGACUCCCUCCAUGGAUAUAAAGAUAUAGAUAUUUAUCUUUUUUUUUCAUUUUAGAAAUCCUUCUGUUUGUACUCAGAGCCUGCAAAACUAUUAAAUCACAGUCUCCUCUAUGAGAAGCCUGUGAUUGGACUGCAUGAAGUCCCUUUGUGCUGUGACAUCAGACAAAGGAGGGAGAUCUACGCUGGGAGCUUUACAAUUAAAAAAAUAAAUGCAAUGUUUUACACUGUAUGGUUAAAAGGACAGGACCACUGCAUCCAGAGCUCUUCAUUGAGAAAAAGUAGUCUAGGUGACUAGUAGUCCUUUAACCCCUUAAGGACUCAUGACGUGUGACAUGUCAUGAUUUCCUUUUAUUCCAGAAGUUUGGCCCUUAAGGGGUUAAAGCAUUUGAUUCACCAGAUUAGUCAUGCAUUGAAGCUUACAGGUUGUGUUUAUAUCUUUUAGAAAUCCAACAUCUAUUGGAUGUUUAUUUUAACAUGGCCCAUAGGUUGCCUACCCUUGAUAUACACCUAUGUUUAGAUUUAAUUCUGUCUCUACUUACUUUCAUCUUGUUUUUCAAAUUCAUAUAACAAAGUACGUAUGUUCAUAAAUUCACUCUUUAUUUUUAAUAAGCAUAUACACUGAUCAGCCACAACAUUAAAACCACCUGACUAAUGUAAUGUAGGUCCCCCUCUUGCUGCCAAAACAGCUCUGAUGCAUCGAAGCAUGAACUCCAGAAGACUUCUGAACGUGUCCUGUGGUAUGCUGCACCAGGACAUUAGCAGCAGUUCCUUUGAGUCCUACAAGUUGUGAGGUGGGGCCUCCAUGGAUCGGAUUUGUGGACUACACUUUGAACUCUGUCAUGUUCCUCAGUCCAUUCCUGAACAAUUUUUGCAGUGUGGCAGCAUGCCUUAUCCUGCUGUAUAAAUGCUCUGACCCAGUUGUCUAGCCAUAACUAUUUAUCCCUUUUCAAAGUCACUCUGAUCUUUUCGCUUGUCCAUUUUUCCUGCUUCCAACACAUGAAAUUAAGUAAAGAACUGACUGUUCACUUGCUGCCUAAUAUAUCCAACCCAAUGACCGUUGCCAUUGUAACAAUAUAAUCUAUGUUAUUACGUUACCUGUCAUGGGGUUUUAAUGUUGUGGUUGAUCAAUUUAUCUCUCGAAGCAAGUUAUUAAGUUGUCAGUCAGUCAGUCCUCUGCAAGUCUUCUCCUCCUUUUAACUGAUAAAUUGUGCAGAGAAUUCUUUUGGUGGCAAUACUGUGGUUUGUGAGUUAUCGCUCCACCUUUCUCUUUGUGAGGGAUGAAUACAGUAUAUCAAUUGUCAUGUUUUAAGAUAUAAAAAUAUCAGUGGAAUAAGUGUGGCAUGGAGAACAAAUGGUGUAACAGAUGUACUCCUUUAUCUUGCAUUUUAGGGAAUGGUUACUCCCCCCCCAAAAAUGUGUAUUCCUCCUUCAGUUGCAAUGUUUAUCAUGGCUCUGCCAGGAUUUAGCUGGAUAGCAGGACAACUCCAUUUUAACUCUGUGUAAACGUUGUGUUCUAAAAUGGGGCAGAUACUGCAUGGAGGACUGCAUACAUGAAAUUAUUUCCCAUAUGGAUUACCUUUUGUGCAUGCACAUGUCUGCCCUAGAUUAGUAUUGGCUACACACCUGUAUACAAACCUUUGUGCACUGCUGAUAAAAUCACAUAUUUUGUUCAUUUUUAAAGUGUAGUAAGUAACUCUUCAUCUUCAGUUAAACAACUUAAAGUGGCACUGUCAUGCCGGACUUAUUUUUUUCCUAUUGUUUCCUCUUUUCUUCCUCUCUCAGAAUAUGUUCUUUUCUUUGUGAUCUAGUUUUCUUUAAAACAUAAGACAAAGUAGGGACUACUUUGUCUCAUGUAUUUUUUCCUACGCUUGCCUUUUUUUGACCAAAAGGGGAGCUUAAGUCCGCUCCAUUUCCUGUGUGAAAAAAAAAAAAAAAAAAAAGUACUCCUCAUCAUUCUCCUUGACACAGGAACUGGAGCUGACUUGAGCUCCUCCUGUGGUCAAAGAAAGUCAAGUGUAGGAAAAAUACAUAAGACAAUGUAGUCCCUACUUUGUCUUAUGUUUUAAUGAAAACUAGACUAGAAAUAAGGAAAGGUGAACAGAUUCUGAGAGAGGAAGAGAAAAGGGAACAAUAGGAGAAAGGCAAGUUUCGGCAUGACAAUGCUGCUUUAAAAGGAUACUCUAAGCACCAAAACAACCUUAGCAUAAAGUAGCUCUGUCACCUCAGUCUUACCUUUCUCCUAUUGUUUCUUCUUCUCUUCCUCUUUCAUAAUCGGUCUUCUUUUUUUCAUUUCUGAUCAAUUUCUCUUUAAAACUUUCUCAUGAAUUUUUCAUACACUUGACAAUUUUGACAAAGGGUGAUGCUUAAAGGACCACUCUAGGCACCCAGACCACUUCAGCUUAAUGAAGUGGUCUGGGUGCCAGGUCCUUCUAGGGUUAACCCAUUUUUUUUUAUAAACAUAGCAGUUUCAGAGAAACUGCUAUGUUUAUUAAUGGGUUAAGCCUUCCCCCAAAGCCUCUAGUGGCUGUCUCAUUGGCAGCCACUAGAGGCGCUUGCGUGCUUCUCACUGUGAUUUUCACAGUGAGAGCACGCAAGCGUCCAUAGGAAAGCAUUGUAAAUGCUUUCCUAUGCGACGGGCUGAAUGCGCGCGCAGCUCUUGCCGCGCGUGCGCAUUCAGCCCAGGAGGAGGAACGGAGGAGGAGAGAAGGAGAGCUCUCCGCCCAGCGCUGGAAAAAGAUAAGUUUUUAACCCUUUCCCCCUUCCAGAGCCGGGCGGGAGGGGGUCCCUGAGGGUGGGGGCACCCUCAGGGCACUAGAGUGCCAGGAAAACGAGUAUGUUUUCCUGGCACUAUAGUGGUCCUUUAAGGCUUUUUUGUCAAGUUUGUCAAGCAAACAAGGCUAAAUCACUUUAGCUUGCUGAAAAGCUUCAUAUGUGAAGAGUGUGUACUAUUUUUAUUCAUUUUGCAAAAAGUGCAGAUUUCAAUAAAUUAACCUGGUUCCACCCUCUGGCUUACAAGCAGUCAACUGGUUAUGUUAAUUCCUGAUAGUUUAUCUCAGUGGAGCUAAACUCAAGAGGCACCAAUUGUCCAGAGGACCUGUCUUGCUAUGACUUCUCAUUGUGCGGCAUUGGGAAGUCUGUGAUUGGACAGCAAAAAAAAAAAUCUAGGUGGGGUUAGAAAGGCUAAAGACAAGAGCACUCCAUCUUUUACAAAUGGUUUUUAGAUAUGCCCAAUGAAAUAAUACAUAAUUAAAUGCAUGAAUAUUUUUAUUGGGGGUAUAUCUUCUAAACAGUGCUUUUUAUUUGUAGUAUUUGGGUAGUGGAGUGUCAAUUUAAAUUUCACCCUUUGUCAAGACAGUGAAGCUUAGGAUAAAUACAUGGCAAAAGGGCAUUUGCAUUUUAUGUGCUGCAUAACCAUUCUCAGGUCAAUAUAUUUUUAGUGGCUGGUGUGUGUGUUGAGAUUUAUAUUUAUUUUAUGUUAAUAAAAAAAUAUCAAUUUAAGUUAAUAAUAAUUCCAUUUUGCUUUUCCUUCUAUGUUUGUUCCUGUUCAUUGUGCUCCAGUUGUAACGGUAAGUUAUAUAUUUUUUUUAUUUCACUUUUUUGUGCUAUUCUAUGUCUGCCUCAGGCGCAUCUGUUUAGUGUGCUAGUAUUAUGUAGGAGUCACCUUUUGAACCACAUUUUCUUCUGUCACACCACUUUCAGAUGCCACACUUUUUACAUGUCUUUUAGUCAUUGCACAGUUAUGGUAAGCGAAGGACGUUGUCAAGUUGUACACGAUGUCAUCCCUUACAAGUUUGUCUAAAUUAGAGGGACACUCCAGGUUGUAGUUGAUGCCUUGUCUGUUUUGCAUUAUUUAUAACCUUAGGAAAAAUAUGCAAUAUAUAUAUAUGUAUGUGUAUGUGUGUAUAUGUAUGUGUAUGUGUAUAUGUAUGUGUGUGUAUAUAUGUAUGUAUAUGUAUGUAUAUGUAUGUGUGUAUAUAUGUGUUGAAAAAGAAAAAAAAAAAAGAUAUUCACAUGUUAAGUUCCUGCAUUUGCAGCUUCUACAUUGAACUUUCACCAAACCAGGAUAUCAGUCAGCCAGUCUUGUUUACUUAAGUUGAGCUGCUGAGCUUACCCGUUAACCACUUAAACAAUUUAGGCUCUGUAAGGUACCACAACAACUUCAUCUAAUUUAAGUUGUUAUUGGGCCAGGAGGACCCUGGGUGCAAUCUUACCUCAAGGGGUUAAAAAGCUCUAAACUGAGUAACCCUUACUCACCAUCACCAGACAGCAUCCGGCUUCUGAAAUUUCAGUUUUACUAAGCAUGGAGUGGCGGUCAACUGACGCUCUCAGCCAAUCAGUGACUCCCUAUUCACAAAACUGUCUUGGAAAGACAUGUACCUUUUGCAAGCCAGUUUUAGAUUAAGUUGUUAUGGUGCUUGGAGUGUUCCUUUAAUGACCACAUGACUGCCUAUGCUGUCAUGCAGUGCAGGGCUUUAAUGCAGUAAAAGUACCAGUAGGGGUUAAAUCACUGCUGCCUCCUGCAUCAAAAAAGCCCCCCACCUCCCAGGUUUCUUCUGAUACCUUGGUGUCCCCUCGGCCAGUUAGUGUCUCCAGACUGACAGGAGAGCCCAGCACUCAUCUCUGUGUCCUGCAGAGGGCCUUCUGUACUAUGUGAGCUUGGAAAUCCCUCUGUUCAUGUUAGUAGUGACAUCAGCAGAGGGAAUCCCUUGAGAGGUAUAAUGAGGGGGUGGGAAUAUAGGAAAGAUUGUGGGUUUGAUGUGGGGUAGGGGAAAAAGGUUAGAUUAUAGGUAGGCGGUGUUUUUGGUCACCCACUCCUUUUUCAUAUUUCUCAGUUGGGGAGGGGCAUAUGGAGACUAGCUAAGUGUAUUAUUCUAUUUUUCAAAACUGAUGCUUCCUUAAAGUAAUGAAAACUUUGUUUAUUUACAAUUGUGUCUGGCACACAUUUUAGGUGUUAAUUGUUAUUAUUCUCAUCUUUAUGCAUUACUUUGUUAGUUUAAACUCUAAAUCUGGUCCAGGGAGUGAACUACUAUGUUUACGCCAGGUACUAUCUUCGUUAGAGCUAGUCUCGUGGUUUCACUGAGUUUUUAGUAUUAUGUAUUUCUUGAAUUAUGUUGUAACUCUGCAUGCACUGAAACAGAGUGUGCCUGGGGAGCGUAGCUAUGGAAGCGUGCCACACCUUAUUAGACCUUGCUUUGGUUACUGAAUAUAUUUUAGGGAACUAGAUCACAAAUCACAUUAUGAAACUGGAAAGUGCCCAAGGAUGAAGGUCAUAGUUAUUAUAGUAAUAUUUUAGAUUUAAGGAAAGGUGAGGCUCUACCAUAUUUAAUUUUCUAUUGUCCUUUAUAUCGUUUAUAUUUUGCAGCAUGGUCCAAAGGAAAGAGUAAUAUUAGUAAUAUUAGUAAUAUUUUAAUCUAAAGAGAGAGUCCUGGUUUUCAGAGUUUAUGGGAGAUAAGUGAUAUGUUUUGUGUGCUCUUUAGAUGCGUAUAUUUGCUCGUAAAUGUUUUUACUGUGUCAUGUGCCCUGGUUAUUAAAGGGACACAAUAGACAUCAUUAACACUUCAGCUUAUUAAGUGUUCUUGCAUAGCAAGACUACUUAAUGUUAUCACACAUAUAUAUUCUUAUUAUUAUAGCCAAAUUUACCACCCUAACUCCUCCCACAGUUUUUACACCACAUAGACAGUAAUAUACCAAAAUGUGCAGAUUGUUCCUGAUUGGUGUGCUAUUACUUUGUGGAAUGUUUCGCUGAAAGGUUCAAGAAAUCGUCGUUUUUAUGGCGAAAUUGGUCCCAUAGGAAUGAAUGUCGAAAUGUUCAAAACUAGAGUGGGAGCGGACAAAAGCUGAAAAAUCAGGACAUGAUUUCUAAAAUGCCACCACUCCCUCAUUUUCAAGCCCACCUACACAAAAUCUUAUAUCAAAACGUUUAGCUAUCCCUGCUGCCACUAAACAUGUCCACGGCUAAGCCAUAGUCCUGAUAGUUUUCACAAUAUGACCAUUUGUUUGCAACUCACACGUUGGUGGAAUGUUCGAGGGAUUUGAAAGCUCUUCUCUGCCCUUGCUGUAGAGUGAGUGAACCACACUCCAACCUUUCCACAGUUACUCCAGCCACUCCAACCACACAACAGUUACUCAAGUCACUCCACCCAGUUACUCCACCCACUCAAAUUGUAGACUACUGGUGGAGGCAAGAACACUUCACACAAUUUCCCCAGAAAUUGUAGCUUUUCUAGUUAAAAUUGUUAUGCUGCUCACCCAGCUCCAGUUGUCAUAUAGCAGGAGCAAUGUUGUAUUUGCAAGUUCUCCAUCCUAUGGAUCAAUGCAUGCAAAUCCCCAUGCACAUCAGCACGGUAUGUGUGCCGAGAGCCCAGUGGUGUGACUGCCUUAAAAUGGAGCUACAAUUUUAAAACCAUAUUUUGUUAGUUUGAUAUGUGUGUUAGAAUUCUAUGCAAUGUAAGGCUGCAGAAAUUGAUUCUGACACUUCAGUAAGCUGCAGUGGUUAUGGUGCAUAGUGUCUCCUUAAUUACAAAGUAUCUCUUCUUUAAAUUGGAACGGUCACAUACUUUGAAAUUUUGGCUCAACUGGUUGUCUGAGUAAAAGUUACCUAUAUACUUAUUUUUUUUUGUCCCGAAAUACUCAACUGUUUUUAUUUUUUAAUUGCCAUUAUAUGCCUGGCAGUUCUGCAUGUGUUAUACAAAUUAAUUUAACCCCAUUUGUGCUGUAUGUUACAUUACCUUUUUUUUACCCCCAAAAAAAAAAAAAGCUUGUAUACAUCUUUAAUUUGCAUCUAGCAACCUUGUUAUCUUGUUAUAAUCUGUAACAAGUGUUACUCUCUCCUUACAUUUUCUUUUCCCUUUCCCUUUCCCUUCAGUCUGUAUCAAUAAACAUUCCAAAAUGGUGAAGUCAGUCAGUGGAUAAUCCAGGUUUGGCUCUUAUUGUAUACAGAGACUUCAGUAAAGUGAAUUAGUUUUUAUUGAUACCCUACUGCACCCCCUCAGCCUCUCCUCUGGGAUGUCCCUUUUCAGUGAGGGGGUGUAGUGUUAAAGGAACACUAUAGUCGCCUAAAUUACUUUAGCUAAAUAAAGCAGUUUUAGUGUAUAGAUCAUUUCCCUGCAAUUUCACUGCUCAAUUCACUGUCAUUUAGGAGUUAAAUCACUUUGUUUCUGUUUAUGCAGCCCUAGCCACACCUCCCCUGGCUAUGCUUGACAGAGCCUGCAUGAAAAAAAACCUGGUUUUACUUUCAAACAGAUGUAAUUUACCUUAAAUAAUUGUAUCUCAAUCUCUAAAUUGAACUUUAAUCACAUACAGGAGGCUCUUGCAGGAUCUAGCAAGCUAUUAACAUAGCAGGGGAUAAGAAAAUCUUAAUUAAACAGAACUUGCAAUUAAGAAAGCCUAAAUAGGCUCUCUUUACAGGAAGUGUUUAUGGAAGGCUGUGCAAGUCACAUGCAGGGAGGUGUGACUAGAGUUCAUAAACAAAGGGAUUUAUCUCUUAAAUGGCAGAGGAUUGAGCAGCGAGGCUGCAGGGGCAUGUUCUAUACACCAAAACUGCUUCAUUAAACUAAAGUUGUUCAGGUGACUAUAGUGUCCCUUUAAGGUGAAGUGUCUAGCUUCAGGGAAAACCUGUCCUCCCUGUGGGAUCACAGAUACGGUAAGUUGUUAUUCUUUUUUUAUUAUUGAUGGGUUUUUUUUCUCUUUAAUGGAAGAGGUAAAGGGAGCCACAAAGCUUAGUUCACCCAAAACAGUGUUUUACCAAAACACUUUUAUUGGUUGGAGUACCCAUGUAGUGAAGUGAUUUGAAGGCAAAGAUCCCUGCUUUCCACUGUUCCCUCCCCCCAUAUAUAUAAAAAAAAAUCAUUUUAAAUUGUAAGAAUUGCAAAUCUUCAUUUUAUGGUUAGUUUGGUGAUCAUAGUUUUUGUCAUCGAAUGGAAUUGAAAAUAGAAACUGCUGGAUUUCUGUCUAUCAAUCCAUCUAAAGUCAUACAGAAAACAAUUAAAGUUAUUGUUGCUAAGUGUCAUUCUUCAAGCUAUUGAAUCAUAAGGUGUACUUAGUUUUUUUCAAAAAUGGCUUCUACAUUAUGGCUUUAUUUUUGUUAAAUAAAUCAUGACACCGUGUAAUAUGUCAUGUGCUGUUCACCUGAGCUUGUAUUUACCUAAUUUUAUGACCUGCUAAGCAACUAAUGUUAUCAUGGCCUGAUAUGUUAAACCAUAGAAUUCAAAGAGGAUUACUGUAAAUGUUUAAUUCUCUUAAAAAUCAUUGCAUUUUUAGAAUGAAUAUAUGAAAGAAGACUUCUUCAUUAAAAUUGAAACCUGGCACAAACCAGAUUUGGGAACUCAAGAAAAUGUGAGUUAAUUGCACCUUUAUAUACCUAACUUUGUUACAAUGUUUCUAUCCGAGCACCAUAAUCUGUGGUCUAUUCCAAUAUCUAAUUAUUUGUUAGUUGUGUGCAUUUCCAAUCCUGUAUAAAAUAGGUUUAUUUCUGCUUAAUUCCUCUUAACAGAAAUGACAUUGGUGAGUGUUCUGGUGAAUAUGCCAUGGACCCUGUAGGCUGCCAGUGGCAAGUAACUCUUAACUGGAUUGUAGUAUAGGCCUUGAAAUUUGAAUCCUUAAAAAAAUAUAUACAGUGGGACCUCUGUUUACAAACGCCUCGGUUAACAUAAUUUUUGGUUUACAAAUGAAAAUCUAUUGAAAUCGAGUGUGGAGGUGUUGGAGUGGCUUUUGCAUUGAGUUUUGGAGCCAUUCUGGAAAAUUGUUUGCAGUUGUUUUGGGACUUUUUGGUGCAUUUCUGAAGCUGUGGAAAGGUAGUGAGCUGAGCUUCGUCGUUUGCAUGCCUUUUAUUGUGUUUUCUGCAUUGUGGGUUGGUUUCCAUGCCAGCUCAUUUUGACUUCUUUCUGACCUCCAGAACGGAUUAAUUGGUUUUCAAUGCAUUCCUAUGGGACACCGCGUUUCGGUUUACAAAUUUUUCGCAAUAAGAAAUGUCCCGGAGAAGGCAAUAAAUUCGUAAACCAAGGUCCCACUGUAUGUUUUUUUUUUUCUCAUGUUUAUUUAAAAAAAUGCAAUUUGCAGUGCAGGCUCAUUUUGUAAGCUUUCCUUUUUACAUACAUAUACAUUUUUAUAAUAUUUUUUUUUAAUUGAAAUAUCAAAUAUUAUUUCCAGGUACACAGCCUAGACCCGAAUAUAUGGAAAACAGUGGAAGUGGUCCAAAUUGAUAUUGCUGAUCGAACUCAAGUAGAACCAGCAGUAAGUAAUCCAGCAUCUUGUUCUAAAAUUUGUUCUAGAAUUUGUUUAAUUGAAUAUAUGGAAAUAUUAUCCAAAACUAGAUAUUUUGUCAGGUUGGCUAAUUUCAGAUAUAAUUUAGCAAAUCUAGAUUUCUUUUCAUCAAAGGCUUAAAGCUAUAAAUUAUAAUAUAGAAAGACUAGGAGGUCUGGCAUGAAGGAGGGAGGGGAAAAUAUUCGAUUGAGGCCAUUAUAAAAACAGUCCUACAGGCUUCUCCUUAAAGGUGCUGCGUUUAAUAGAGGACCUUCACUAUGUCCAGGCUUCUACACAUGCAGACUACGAAGUACUUUGUCACUUAAGUCAUUUACACAUACAGUGGUAUGAAAAUAUUUUAAGUUAACAGAAUAUCAAUUAUCAUUUAUAGAGAACAAUUUUCACAGCACUGUGAAAUAGGUGGCGUAGCAAACAAAUUGGUGUACAUGGCUUGUUGGUCUUUUAAUGUUUUUAUUUUUUUAUUUUUUUUUGUGCCAAGGUAGUUAUAUUGGAAUUGUAUCACAAUUUUCAAACUCUCUGUGACCAGAUAAUUAAAGACAGUGAUGACAUAUUUUUGUGCUCAAGUGCAAAAUCCUGUGCAGAAAUCAGUUAGCCAAGCUGAAAACACACAGAUUUAUAAAUGUUUACCUUUUCCUUACCGUCACCCCUUUUGCAUGUUCAUCCCUCCAUAUCAUAACACCCUUUCUAGGUAGUGUCUUUUUAUGCUCACUCUGUUUUCAUUUUUGUUCCCCUUUACGUUUUAUGUUCUCACUUCCGUACCAGAUUGGACGUUAGCCACCUUCUUUCUCACAUUUAUUUCCAGUUUUAUUUCAUUAUUAAUUUUUCACCCUGUCAAUUUUUUUUAUUUUUUUUUAUUUUAUAUAAUUGCUUUUUCCCACCCUUAGUUAGACUCCUCCUGUCUUUCACUACAUAUCACUCCUCUUCUUCCUCACUCGAUCGGUUUCUAUUUUCCCUCUAAAUUGUUAAAACUCCUACACACCCCAUUGCUUCAUGUCCCUAUGUUCCUUGCCCCUUAUCAAUAUUGGCUUCCAACUUAUUGUCUUUACCCUUCUGUCACAGUAAACAUCCUAUUCCCUUGUGGGGUUCUCCUUUGUAAACGACUGCAAAGUGUUAAAGUACUUUACAUGCACUAUAUACCGAUUAUCUGAGAAUGACGCCUUUUGGGCAUUAAGUACCUGUUCAUGGAGCAUUUAAUUGAGCCUAAAGGACUGAUUGCGUUUUAAGUACUCUGUGCCAGAAGUGCCAUCCAUACCAUAGGCUGUCCAUCACUUAGUCUAACGCAGCAACAGUAUCUGUGACUUGCUCACAUCUCUUCACUGUGCAGAACCGAGAGAAACGUUUUUUUUUCCUUGUUAUUUUUUUUUGUUUUUGCACUGAAGUGCUUUUGACAUAACCAAAGAAGCAAGUUAAUACUUUUUUUUUUUUUAUUUAGAAGAAAACAUCAGCUUAAUAUAUAUAAACACGGUUAACGUAUAUUAUAGACAAAGCGCAGUAUUCUGGUACAUGGAAAAUUUACUGUGAACAGUGUGGUACAAAUUAUGUGAUUUGCAGUGGUAUUUUGAAUCAUAGCCCAUGGUUUGGUUUAAAAACAUGGCCCUGAUACUCCUAGCCUGCACUUUGACUUAGUGAGCUCUGGGACUGUGAAGGAGUGAGUUCUGUAGUGUACACCCACCGGAGGUACAGCUCUUCACCAGUUGACUAGCUGGAAGUUUAACACACGAGGAACUAAUGCUCUGUCACACAGACCGGUCAAUGAGGGGGUGCAAAACUAAGUACCCACAAACUACACACAUACAUUACACACAGCCAGCAAAUAUCUUUCACAUACAGACAUACCACACUUACACAUAGCCUGCAACCAACACUCACACAAUACACACAUCCUGCAACUAUCACACAUACAAUACACACGGCCUGCAACAAACACGCACACAAUACACAUGGCCUGCAACCAACACGCACACAAUACACACGGCCUGCAACCAACACGCACACAAUACACACGGCCUGCAACCAACACGCACACAAUACACACGGCCUGCAACCAACACGCACACAGUACACUCUGCCUGCAACCAACACGCACACAGUACACUCUGCCUGCAACCAACACGCACACAGUACACUCUGCCUGCAACCAGCACGCACACAGUACACUCUGCCUGCAACCAACACGCACACAGUACACUCUGCCUGCAACCAGCACGCACACAGUACACUCGGCCUGCAACCAACACGCACACAGUACACUCGGCCUGCAACCAACACGCACACAGUACACUCGGCCUGCAACCAACACGCACACAGUACACUCGGCCUGCAACCAACACGCACACAGUACACUCGGCCUGCAACCAACACGCACACAUAUGGAAAAGUAAAAAGAUUUGUAUUUUUUUUUUUUUUUAUAUGCGUUUAUUUAAAUAUAAAUGUUUAAAGGGAACACUAAAGGGCUUGAAAUACAGACCUGUAUUCCUGAUGCUUUAGUGUGCCUGUAUCUAGAUAUAGAGGUCCCCUCCCACCCAUGUUUGCCAUAUAAAUAAUAAAAUAAAGGAUUUUACUCCUCUUUUUCAGCGCUCACUUGGCGCAGCUAACCUCUCUCCCUCCUAUGACGUUGUGGAACAGACACAGUCUCCUCCGGCGACAUUCCAAUCCAAUGCUUUGCAUUGAGGAGCAUUGGGGACCUGAUGCCCAAGUGAGGCUAGCGCCACACAUGCAUCCAAGUUUCCCACAUUAAUGGUUUGAAUCAAUGCUUUCCUAUGGGGGCUGCAAACACACGUGACCGUUUUAUUGGGUUCUGUAGCCCAAGUGCCUCCAGUGACCAUUAGUGUAACAGCCACUGCAGCUGUGUUUCACCCUUCAAGAUAAACCUUUCUGCAAAACAGCAGUGUUGUACUAUAACUGGUUGAUAUAACACAACCUGUGCACCCAGUGCAUUCACAAAGUAUUAAGACCCAUUCAUUUUUGUUUCUUGCAUUGCAGACUUAAUGCUACAAUUGUAUAAGUAAUUUUAUGAUGACUGUUUCCAUUUUGGCCAUUUUCACUUGUUAAUACCUUCUUAGCCCUGUAAUAACCCAUAAUGACCAACAAAUGUAUUAUUUUUGUAAAAAAAUUGCAAUGUAUUAAGAACAAAAAACUGAAGUCUCCGUUUGCUACAAAACUUGUAUUUUAGCUGAGAUGCAUUCCAUUUUUUGGGAUCAUCUUUGAGAUGUUUCUGCAUGUUGGUUUGAGUUUACCAGUUUCAAAUGCAAUUGCUUGGACAUGAUUUGGAAAGGCACACACUUGUCUAUAUAUAAGGUCUCGUGGUGGUUAAUUCAUAUUAGAGCAAAAAGCAAGCCAUGAGAUCAAAGGAACUGCCUGCAGAACUCAGAGACUAGAGAUAGGAUUGUGCGGGAAGGCUACAAACAAUCUAGACUGCAUUGAAGAUUCUAAAGGGCACAAUGACCUCUGUAAUUCUUAAAUGGAAGAAGUUUGGAACAACCAGGACUCUGGCUGUCUGGCUAACUGAACAAUCAGGGGAGAAGGGCCUUGGUUAUACAGGUGAGGAAGAACCUGAAAUUCACAAGUGAACUCCAGAGUUUGUGUGAUGAUGGGAGAAACUUGAGGAAGGACAGUCCUCUCUCUCUCUCUAGUGCUCCAUGGAACUGGCCAGACGGAUUCCUUUCCUCACUGCAAGAUACAUGAAAGCCCUCUUGGAAUUUGCAAAAAAAGCACCUAAAGGAUUUUCCUGUGAGAAACAAGAUUCUCUACUCAGAUGAAUCGAAGAUUAAACUACCAGGCUUCAAUUCAAAGUACCAUGUCUGGAAGAAACCAAGCAUCAUUCAGGGAUGUGAAGUUUAGGGUGCGUUUGUGUGGUUGCACAUGCUGCAACAGCAUCUACAAGAUCUACUGUACAGUAAAGUACUGUGCACAUGCUUUUGUGGUAGCAAGUACUUUUUAGUCAUGACUAGUAGCCUAUUCUUGGUCAGUUCCUGCAGAUUUGUCCUCUGCUUUCAUUCUAUGUAUCUCAUGUUCCACCACAUCCCAAAGGUGGAUGAGUUGGGUUGAGAUAUGGCUACGGUGGAGGCCGGUUAUGUGUGCUUUAGCAUUAUCCUGUAAUAAGUAGCUAAAGAAUAUGAGUAAAUUAACAAUAAAAGGAUGUGCAUGGUCUUAGAUGCUCUAUGCAUAGAAGUGUUGUAACGUGUGGUCAUUUUUGUUCACUAUGUCUGGCACAAGCAGUCAUUACAUUGUCAGUCACUUAAAUCACAUUUUCUUAUUUUAUUUUAUUUUUUAUAAUUUUUAUUUUUGUUCUGCAGGUGGUUACAUAGCGUUUUCUAUCACCAUAACAGUGUUGUCACAUAUCAUCCCAUAUAAUCAAUCUAAACAGUGGCAUAUUAGAAUUGCACAUUUUUGUUUUAUGGAAAUGCUUAACAUUUCUAAUGUGUCUCCUUGAAUAGUAUAACUGUUGGUUGCUUUAAGUACUCAUAUAUAUGCUGCAUUUGUGUAGUGGGUUAGGUAAAACAUUGCUUUUUCAUGUUAGACUAGAUUAGACGUUACACCUUGGAUCUGGACAUUCAGGUCUGUAUGUGUAGUUUGCUGUACACUAGGUAGCUAUGACGUCUGUUACAACAUGAGUAUGAUUUGCCAUGGUGAGUAUCUAGGUUGCUUAUUCAUGUUUAUGUGUAGUAACUAAAUGUUCGCUGAGAACAAAAGUAGUGAUAGAAGAGACAUGUUGGGUUAAAUGCAUGCUAUGUCAAGGCUUAGGUCAGGCACGCUUACUAUUGCGAGAGCCAUAGCUAGUACGGGCUUAAACGGAAAAUCUCACUGCUAAUUGGCAAUGGGCCUAAAAUGAAACAUAUAAAUAAGCCUAUCAGGUGAUUUUUUUUUUUUGAGAUCGACCAUCCGGUCGGCUGCUGGAGGAAUCGUGUGUUUGGCAUCAGGUGAUCCGUCAGUCCCCCUGCAAGGUUGUCACUCGAUUCCUUGACUGGGCACUGCUUGGAGUUUAGCAAAGGUGGCCCGGGUGCGAUACUCGUGUGAAGUGUGUCCACGAUCUAGGCCCCGUAUGUGGCCAGUUGCGCUUGGAGCAGAGUACAGAGGUGGCGGCACGUUGGGAGCGAGGCAAGUCCACCCUUCAGCCCCAGGCUGGAAAGAAAGCCGACAUCUUUGGUCUACGGACCCGUUCUCCUCUGUGGUCCGAGUGGUGGGGGGGUCCCGAUGGUCUGCUGCUGUCUGCGGCGGUAGACCCUCCAUGUGGGCAGUGUCUCCGGGUCAAGCCCUUGGUAGGCCAAUAAUAGGAGGUGCAGGUUUGCGAGGUAUAGCUAGGCCCGAGGGGGUCCUCCGAGCUCUCCGGUUCUCGACGCUCCGAUUUUCCACCCAUUGUUGGGGUAUAAUAAUUGGCGGUGCUCCAGAGCCUCCCAGAAUCUUUGGAAGUGCUCGUCUAGCUUCUGUAGUAUUUGGUCCACAGAGCUGAGGGCUGGUACAUGUUGCUCAUGUGCUUUCCCUCUAGGCCAGGACAGCAUCGCCAUCUGAGGUCGACUCUCUGAGCCUGGCUAGGCCCCGCUUCAGGUUUGGAGGUAAUUGCCGUGCCGAUUGGUUUAGGCAGUCGAGUGGGGACCGGGGUGACCCACGCCGGACCAGGGGAGGGGGGGUAGGAGAGUGUGUAGACUGGUGAUUUACCGGUAAGCGGGAAGAUCGGCCGCUUCCUCCCAUCUCCGGCAAAACAGGCAGCAGCGGUGUUUCUCCAGUCUCCAGUGAGUAGCCGGCUUGGUAAAGUCUCAAAUUGUGUCGCGGUUUCCCUUCUGAGUUCAGUAUGGCCUACAGUGGGUUAGAUCGCUGAAUAAUCGGGGUGGAAAUCCCUUAGUUUGCUUAUUCUGCAGGAGCUCGGGACACACACGUCUGCUCCUCUUGAUGGCUAGACUCCGCCACAUUUUCUUAUUUUAAUGUUUGCUUUGAUGACCAACUGAACCUCUUGACUGUGUAUCUUAGAAUACCUUUUUUAUUGGACUAAGAAGUUUGAAAUUAAAAGCUUUCUUGAAAUCCUUUAUAUCCAAUCCAAAGCAUUUCUGAAGAAAAGGACAUAUUGUGAUAUAGAGGUUAGAGAAACUGUCCUCCUCUGACCAUAAAAAGAUUAAAAACCGCUUUAAAUCACUUACCUGAUUCCAGCACUGAUGGACUUCUGCAGAGUCUGGUAGAUAGCCAUUAGAGCCAGUUUUAACACUGCAAUUUAAAAAAUUGCAGCUUCUCUAAACCCCCCGCCUCCUUUCCCCCCCCCCACCCCCUCCAUGGGCAUUGAAGGAUUAUUUGCUUACCCAAUUUCAGUGCCAGUCUCCAUCAGUGCUGGGCCUGGGGCAUGCGCAUCACAUUAUACCCUUCCCACUGAAAAGCAUUGAAUCAAAGCCGCUGGAUGUUCAGACCCAGAGUCUGGUAAACUCCCGGAAGCACCUUUCGUUGUUGUCUUAGCACUGCAAUGUAGUGUGUUUCAUUGUAGGAUUAAGUGGAACAGGGACAUUGCACCAACUACUUCAAUGAGCUGAAGAGGUCUGGGUACCUGUAGUGUCCCUUUAAGGAUCCUAGGUGAAUAUUGACAACCAAGGACCCCAUUCCUGGGGUGCCUUUGAACCUAUUGGCAAACAGAGACCAUUUUACUGGGAUACUUGUUAGUGAGCAGGGAUUAUAUAUAUAUAUAUAUAUAUAUAUAUAUAUAAUAUUAUUUUUUUUAGAUUUACUUGCUUGUCUGCAUGCAAAGACACUAUUUAGUCGCUCAUUGCUUAAAAUGUAUAUUUCAAAGAACUACCAUUCUCGAAUGAAUCAAUAGCACUGUUGCAUAUUUAAACUACUUCACAAGUUUAGACUAUUUUUACUGUGCAUUGAUGUACAAUGGAUACUGUUUUUUGUUUUAUUUCCAAGGGUUGCAGAAACUGCACAUCAGAAUUAGCCUACAGAAAUCCUUAGAGCAGAAGAUUCAAGUAGGUUACAGCUGUCUUCCCCUAGAGUAUGUUAACAGAACUAAUGAGAUGAGAAGUCUACAGCUGGUGGCAAACAAAAUAAACCACAAGCCAAAGGCUGGCCUUCAGUAGCUCCACUUUCCCUGUGGGAUCCUAAAGGAGAUUUAAUACUAAGAAAGCCAGGGGGCUGUCUUCUUCCACACUGUUGCUCAUUUGCAGCUGUAAUUGGGAACUGUAAAUUGUGUGUUCUAUGCUGAGUCUGUCAUAUAAUUUUAAAAUGUAUGUUUUGAUGAGAACUCCGUAAAGGAGCAGCGACACAGUUAUUAACAUGGAAUUUCUGAAAUUCAUGAUCUGAAGCAAUUGUAUUUUGGACGUUGGUUAAAUAUGUAAUUUCAAUUGUAGUUUAUAUGAAACUGAUUAAUUAUGCCUUUGAAACAGAUUAAAUAUACUUUCUUAAAUUACACGUGUUUAUAUAUGAAAGUCCUGAUCUAGGACUGAAACGUUGAUCACUCGUAGCAGUUGCUGAAUAAAGUUAUUUUUUCAUCCUUUAAAUGAAGUCCUUGGAGUGCUUUUCCUACACUAUAUAUAUAUAUAUUUUUAUAUAUAUAUAUAUAUAUAUAUAUAUAUAUAUAUAUAUAUAUAUAUAUAUAUAAUCUCAAAAUCCUUGAAAAACAGCCACAUAUCAUUAUCCCUCCUCCACCAAUCUGUACAGUUGGCACAAUGCAAUCAGGCAGGUAAUAUUCUCCUAGUAUCCGCCAAAGCCAGACUCACCCAUCACACCCCACAGAGAGGAAAUAAUUUCCAUUCAUAUUCACUCUGAAUUCUUGUGAGUACAUACAUUCUUAAUCUGUCAUUUUAUUUUUCUGCCUUCUCGUGGAUCCUUACAAAGAAUAUUUAGGACCCUCAGGAAGAAUGGUGUCCAUUUCCUUACCCUAAUCAGACCUGUGUAUUAUCUGCACUUUCAUAACACUUGAACUGCUGAAUCACACACACAACUCCACUUUGAAUUCCAGAAAGCUUGCCAUUCCAAAAUUCUGUUAGUCCAGUGUCUUUUCCAAUAUUGGUUUCUGGAUCAGUACUUGAUACACAGUUCCAGCCAUUUUGUUAUAAAAUUAAAUUAAUAUUUUCACUACUUGAACCAUUAGGGCGUACCAUACCACCCUGUACAAUAUGUGCUUAAACGCUGUUAGGACAACAUGGCCCAUUGACACAUUUGGGAUGAACCAGAAUGGAGAUAAUGAGCUAGGCCUUUUUGGUCCAACAUCAGUGCCUGACCUCACAAAUGCUCUAGUGAAUGAAUGAGCAAAUCCCACAGUAACACUCCAAAAUCUUGAGGAGAGCCUUCCCAGAGGAGUGGAAGCAGUUACAGCUGCAAAGGGGUGACCAACUACAUAUUUAAUGUCUAUGUAUUUAGAAUGCAAUGUCAUGAAAGUCCUUGUUGGUGUAAUGGCCAUCUAUCCCAAUAUUUUUGUCUAGUGUACCUCAUUCUUGGCAGGUUCUCUUGGAUAUAUAUAUAUAUAUAUAUAUAUAUACACACACACACACACACACACUUUUUGUCUGGGGGGGGGUUGGUUUUCAAAUAAAAAAUGGCAAAAUAUUCAAGCAAACAUAACCUUUAUAAUGUCAUGUGUAUUUUUUAAUUUGCUACAUUUUGAACUUUAGUGAAUAGCCUUGAGCAGAGAUGUAUUUACGAUUUCUGCUGCCCUGGGCGUGACAAACGUAAUGCACUUACUACAAACUCGAUGCAGACAAGCUUCCUGGCACACACGCUCAUGUACAAACUUACUAUAGAAAAACUCACUUGCAAACACACAUACACGAGCUCACUACAGGCAAACUUAUUGGAGUACACAUACAAGCUCACUAUUAUUUAUGGCAUGCUGGUCAUUUGUGGCCUACAUACUGGCUACACUGACACUGUGAACUCUGAGGACGGCGGUAAGUUUCCUUUUGCAUGCCUCUUCCUGUCUGAACUUACUGUGUCAGGUGGUCGCACUUCAUUGUGGGAUUGUCUUCUGCUGCAAGCACUCUGUCAUAUAAUAGAAUAAGGAGUAGAAGAGGUUCUAGGGCUUAACCUGCAUAUAUUUUACAGCUGAUAGUGCAGAAAUAGUGGGCGGCUGCCCGUGUUUUUUGUUUUUAUUAGCUGGAAAAACUCAAGCUCAGCAAAAUGAUUUCACUGGACAUGCUGGUACCUGACAUGGAUGUAUGGCCUGAUAUAAUCUAUAAAAAAAAAUGUUUCCUCAUUGUUUGGCUAUGUUAGCACUGAGAAAAAUUGAGAUGCACAUAGUAUAACAAUCUUCCAUUUCUUAUAUUGUAUAGGAUUACAAAGCAGAAGAGGAUCCAGCAAUAUUUCAGUCUGUUAAAACAAAACGAGGCCCACUGGGGCCCAACUGGAAGGUAAUAUAUAAUAUUUUCAUGUUUAAUUUAUUCUUCAAUCUGUAUAAAUUGAAUGUGAGUGCAUAUACUGAAUUCCCACAAGAUGACACCCCUGACUUUAAAUUGUGUGAUUGUGUGGACUAUUCACUUGUUUCUUCCUAUCUGGAAGCCCCAGAAAUAUUUUAAUAUGUGUAAAAUGUAUGUUAAAUGCCUUUAUUUUUCUGAACAAUGUAAAGUACAAUUUUUGCUUUUUCUUUUAAUAAUUCAGGGCAUGUGACCUUUGAAUUAUUGACUAUGCUGCCACCUAGUGAACAAUCUGUACUUUGGAGACAUGAUUCUAAAUAAUACAAUAAAUCUCUCUCUUUUGAGUGUAAAAAUGAGAUGACAUUUUAUAGGAAGUGUUUAGGAAGGCUGUGUAAGUCACAUGCAGGGAGGUGUGACUAGGGCUGCUUAAACAAAGUGAUUUAACUCCUAAAUGGCAGAGAAUUGAUCUAUACACCAAAACUGUUUGGUUAAACUAAAGUUGUUUUGGUGACCUAUAGUGUGUCCCUUUAAUUUAUUUAUAUUUGUUAAAUUAAAAAAUAAGGAUAAAUCUAUAUAAUAUAUAUCCCCAGAAGCGGAUCGCGGCGGAGGUGAGUACCGCCUAGCUCCUGAGUUGAAAGUUGUUAGGGUGUUCUAUUAUGGGGCGGCAUAGAACUAACUGCGUUAAGUGAUUAAGCCAGUGUUCUAUCUAAGAACUCACUUUUAUGUCUAAACCAUAUCUGGUUUACUAGUAAACUUUUGUGUGGUACUGUAUCAAAUGCCUUGGCAAAAUCUAAGUAGAUCAUAUCCACUUGAUCAUCCUGAUCUAUAUGUCUACUAACUUCUUCAUAAAAUGCAAUUAAGUUAGUCUGGCAUGACCUGUCUUUGAUUGUUGAUUCCUGCUAAUGAUAUUUUUGUUCAUCGUUAAUUCUUGAAUAUUAUCCCUUAACAGCCCUUCAAAUAAUUUCCCAACCACAGAUGUUCACGGGUUUUGAACCCUUUUUAAAUAUAGGAACCACAUCUGCUUUUCUCCAAUCCUCUGGUACAAUACCUGAAAGAAAAGAAUUUAUAAAUAUUAAUGGAAAAAAUUAUUUGUGCAGGUUUUCUUUCUGCUAACUUUUGACAGACACUGCUGCAGUUUUAUUGAACCCUCCCUAAAAAAAACAAACAAAACAAAAAAACAGAAGUAAAGCUGCAAACAUCUGAAUAUAAGCCAUGCAGCCAAUUUUCCAUGUAUUUAUUUUUGUUUUACUUAACACGUACAUAUAAGUGCACACUCCUAUUUGAAACAAUAAACAAAGGAUACACAUCUUCCCAGUCUCCACAGACGUUGCAUAUUUGCUACAAGCAAGUUAUAUUCCAACGUGGUUAUUUAUAUAAACUUAAUUUUUGUUGUUAAUGGGUUGUUUAGUUAAAGAAAGCAUUCACUAAAUGUAAAUGUGAUUUAGUUCUAUGUCAUAAAAGUACAUAUUGAGACUCUGUAUGUAACUGUCUGGCUAAACUAGGUAAAACCUUAGUAAAUAUGCUGACAUUCCCAGUAUAUGUGUUGUAUGUUUUGUAAUCUGUUUUCAUAUUGACACUUACUAUGUUAAUAUUUUCCUAUAGAAAGAAUUGGCCAACACAGAAAAUUGUCCACGUAUGUGUGCUUACAAACUAGUAACAAUUAAGUUUAGAUGGUGGGGACUUCAGAACAAAGUAGAACAUUUUAUCCAGAAGGUAAGUACCGAUCGUUGUCUAUGGUGACUAAGUUUGUUGCAGUAGUAUACGUUCCCCACCUCCCCUUCACACUAAACUAAUAAAAUAGACGCUUUACUUGCCAUUUUCUAGUGCUGCGACUCCCUUGACGCUGCUCACAUCUCCAACUUCUACAACAUAAUUUAAAAGGCAUUGCCUCCUCUGGCAAUGUUUAAAUCUAAUGCUCCUGAUUGGUGAUUUAAUGUGCAUGCAAGGAGAGUGCCGCAUGUGCACUCAAGCUUCCUCAUAGGAAAUAUUAUAUUACAUUUUUUUACUAUGAGCUUCCCUGUCACGUGACCUAGUUUUAUUUGGUCAGUGCAGCAGAAGCACCUCUAGCGGCUGUCAUUAUGAUAGCUACUAGAUGUAGAUAGAACUCUGCAGUGUUUUAAAUUGCAGGCUUAAAAGGACAGGGCCACUUUAUCUAAACCACUUAAUUGAGAAGAAGUGGUCUGGGUGACUUUAGUGUCCCUUCAAAUAUUCCAUAGUUAUUAUUAAUAAAGGACUUUAAUAUACUUUAACUAUUUCACUAUUUUAUCUUGUGUUUUCCUUUAAAGCAAGAAAAACGAAUAUUCACCAACUUCCACCGCCAGUUGUUUUGUUGGAUUGACAAAUGGAUUGGUUUAACGAUGGAAGACAUUAGGCGAAUGGAAGAUGAAACCCAAAAAGAAUUAGAAGCAGUAGGUGUUUUUAAUAUAUUUUUCAAUGUACAGAAACAAAAAGUUUGUGUGAAUAAAGUGAUGCUUUUUUUUUUUAUGAUUGGGAUAUAUUUAAAAAUAGGUUCAGCAGCUAUAGUACUCUGUGGACAACUACUCAUCACACAAUAUUGGUUAUAGGAAAUAAACAAUUACUUCAGUGCUUAGGUGAUAUGUUCCCAUAUUCCAAACAUUAAAAGUGCAGUUUUGUGGUAAAAUAAAUAAAUAGCGUACACCCUUAGUUCAACUUAUGGGGUAGUUGGUUCAUAUAAAAAAAAAGAUGAAGAAGAAAAAAAACACAAAUAGUGACUCUUGUAUGUAUAUUUUGCACAAAGAAAUGACCAAUGGGCAUAAAGUCCAGAGGACACAGUAAAGUCCUUAUAUGAAUAUAAUGUAAUUAAAACUCAAUUUAUUUAAAUAUGUUUAAAAAGGAACAGUAAUUGAACAAAAAAAAUACAAACAAAAAAGGAAAACUUAUAAACACAAAAUAAAGGGGAGCUGAUAAGCUCUAAGUAAGAAAUGGGAUAGAAGGGCUUUAGAGCAAUGGAGGCUGCUUGUAAAAGGAAUUAUAAGAUUGAGACCAUUAUGAAUCCUAAUCGUAUAUCGUUACAAGGUAGGCAUGGUGAGUAAAAAAUAUACUUUGAACAAUGUGGUACCUAUAGGAUAGUACAACACAGAAAUAUAUACAAUGUAGCAAUUAAAUCCUAUAACCAAAGGAUUACAGAGGGAUAAUGUCUCAGAAAAACAUUAUGUAGCUAAGCCUUCAUUGAUCUUGCUAAACUCUGAAUCGACUUCAAGGUCGCUGUCUGAAAAAAUAUUGUAAUGAGGGCAAAAGGCUAGGUUGGUUGUAGAACAGAGACAAGUAUAGAGUAAAUCUGUCUGUUUAUCAGGUAGUUGUGGUGAGUAGAAAACAUAUACUCACAGAAAGGUUGAACCCAAUAGUUUAGUUGCUAAGCAGUAUAAUACCUAUAAAAUAAUGCCUCAAGGAAAUGUAUACAAUGUCACACAAACUAUAUAACCAAAAAAUUGCAAAAGGAUACUGUCUCUGAAGAGAGUUUGUAGUUGAGCCUUUAUUAAACUUGCUAAAUGUUUAGUUGACUUCAAGAUCGCUGUCUGAAAAAAUUAUGCAAAGAAGGUUAAACGUAAAAGGAAGCAAAAAUAUGCUUUAGACAACUGCAAACCUUCCAUGCUAUCUAAAAAAAUUGCCCUAAUGAUAAACCCCAUUAAGCAGAGUUUCACCUCUUAAGAUUUCUACAAUAACCUUCACCAACUAACCAUAGUGGUAACAGAAAUCGUGCUAUGAGUUUAAAAUAAAAAUAGAGUAAGCCUGACGCGCGUUUCAGCGCUGCUAAAGCGCCUUCGUCUGAGGCAUUGAGAUGUUCAACCUGCUGUGGUGCUUUUUAAAUGAGAUUGAGUGAGGUUUGUAUCCGUAUUAGCCAAUGAUGGCUGGGGGUGUGCAUGAGCAUUCCUGCCAUUAAUCCUGUCCGUUUGCAGGCUAAGCAUAAUUACAUCACAUGCCACUCCCACAUCAUUCACGCAUAAUUUAUGCAAAUAUCCGCCUAUGUCAAGGGGUGAUCUUCAACCAGAAUAAAACAUAUAUAAAUAAAUUGAGUUUUAAUUGCAUUAUAUUCAUAUAGGGACUUUACUGUGUCCUCUUGACUUUAUGCCCAUUGGUCAUUUCUUUCUGGAUAAUAUAUUCUAUUUCUAGGGUCCCCUAUUAAGUUCCAUUUACACGCUCUAGACCCCUUAGGGGGUCACACCCUUUUUAUUUGUAUGUAUAAAGAGUCAGAUCGUAUUAGACGUAUUAAAAUAUUAGCACAUAUUUACACUUUAUCUUAAUACAUAUACUUGUACAAAACACUUUUUGUGUUUUUUUUUUCAUAUUUUGUUUAUGAACCAACUCCCCAUUUGUUGAACUAAACUUACCGUUAGCAUUGCACUUGCAGGUUAGUGUUUUGUAUAUGGGAACAUAUCACCUGAACACUGAGGUAAUUGUUUAUUUUUAAUAUUUUUGUUCAGUGCAAAUACUUUCACUGUUGUUUAUGUAAUACUGACUUAUAAACAUUAGUUUAUUUCCUGUGGUGUUUGUUCUUCAACAUAGCCCCUGAUAAUUUGAAGAGAAUUGAUUUUUAUCCAGUUUUUCCCUCAAAUAAGAGAUAAUAGUGGUAAUUUUUUUAUUUUUUUAUUUUUUAUUUUUUUUUGGAGUCUGGUCUCCUCGUUGGGCAAUUAUUUAUCUGUCCCCACCUUGAUUAAGUUAUUUGUAAAUGGUGGUAAUUUGCUAAAGUCUGAUCCCCCUGUGAGAUCUCCUCUGAAUCUAGUUUGAAGAAAAGUUCAUUCCAUUUAACCAUUAUUUUCUUUAGUGUAGUUUAGUGUUUAGAUUAAUCCUAAAUCUUAAAUAUCUCCUAAAAAAUAACUUCUCAAAAUCACCAACAAUUUAGUUAUGAUCCCUUCUAUAUUUUUUUUUUUAACGCCCUAUAAAUUAUAUCAGAUUAUUCACUAAAGUGAGAAUUAAAUUUGAAUUUGAAUUUGAAGAUUAAAAUAACCAAACCGGAAACCUUCUCUAAGUCAGCUAUGCCAACUGACUACUCUGGCCUUACAUUUGAAAGUCACUUUGAAUUCUCUCUUUAGUAAAUAACCCUGUAUGUAAUACUAGAAUUAUGCUGUAUAAAAAGCCUGGCUAACUACUGGUUACACACUUGUAAUGACAUGGCUUUGACAUGAAUUGAUUUGGAUACCAAAUGUCUAUAUUUGCCUUACAACAGGUAGAUCUGCACAUAAACUAGUGUAGUAAAAGCAUGCUAAGCUUAUCAAUAUAUCUAUUUUACUUUACUGCUUUUUAUUAUAUUUUUAUUUUUUUUCCUACGGAUAGAGGCAGUACAGAUCUUGGGGAUCUUCAGCCGUCUCCUGCAGGACAGGUAGCCUAUUUUGGACAGAAUUUAAAAUUCCUCCCUAGUCUCCUCCCAUCUACAACAAAACCCAUGUUUACCUCUACUUCCCGAGUACGUACACAAGCUACAUAAAAUGCUGCAGAAAUAUAUUUAUUAGAAGGGAGGGAAUAUAUGUACCGCCUCUUAUUCUAGGGGAAGAAAAAUUAUGGGAAGUAAUAUUUUAUUUUUUCCUGCAAAUAGAGGUAGUACAGACACUAGGGAUAUAAACGAAGAGGGGUGGGGUAGAAUUUACUUAACAGCUUGUAACAUCUUUAUCCCAAUUUGAGUCUUUUAGAGGCAAGUACUUCCAGUUUUUAUUUAAAUAUUCUUUAUUUAAAUUUUCCUCAUCAUACAAAAUACAUUAAAAACACAAGACAAUUAGACAAAUAGAAUACUUGACAUACUCUCAUACAUAAUACAUUCUACCUGAGCGUGGAGACGACUGAACUAGGAGAAAGAGAUAUUUAUCUAUUCCAUUAAUACCGUAUAUUACAAAUUUUCAAAGUGCAUAUUUUACUCGGACUUUACAUAACUUUCAAUACUGUUUCAAGAUUAAAUUUUUUUUUUUUUUUUUAAUCAUUUUACUCCUGACUGAAGAAUUGUUUCUCCAACUUAUACUCCGUUCCAUGUUUAAUUAGAGCGUUGGUUGUUUUAUCCAUUGUGUAGCUGAUUUCUAUAGGUUGUUUCCAGUUUCUUGCUAUAAGAAUCUUCACGGCCAGAAAGCCAUGUGUAACCAAAUAGUAUUGAGAUGCUGUUAUAUCCGGCCAGCCCAAAUGUAAUAAUGCUGUCAUCGGAGUCUUAACAUUGUUAAUCUUAUCAAUAUUACAUAAAGUUUUAUAGACCUGAUCCCAUAGUUUUUAGAUUUUCAGUGAUUUAACUUGGUCUUGGGUGAAUAAAUAUUUUAAAUUUUUGUAAAUUAUAUUCUAGCACUAAUGAUGCAAAAGUUUUCAUUCUUCCUUCCUUCAUUAUAUUAUUUACAUCUUUAAUAUUAUUUUCCCUCCAGAGAUCUAACUUUAGAUCAUCUAUAAGAGAUUCCAAUAUCUCCAACUCCAUGAAGACAUAUAUUUUUCCAUUAUUUUUUUAUAUUUUUUUUCUUAACUUGAACCAUAUUGGAAAGAUGAGAUCUUAUUUUUUUUUCUUCUUUUAGUACCAGAUAUCCUUUAUCCUGCCAAAUGAGUUUAUUUAUAUCACUCUUAUUCAAUGGCUGAGUUUCCAAUAUAAUCCAUCCUGUGUCUCUCACUUCUUUUUUUAGUUAAAAUUUGAAUAUGGUGGACUACAUUGGCAUCGUAGUGUUUUUUGACAUUGGAGAAAUUCAUGCCACCUUGGCCCAGGUUAUUUGUCAAUAACUUCCCUCUCCACACAAAGUUUCUAAAACUUCUCUGAAUAAUCUCUAACCAGCUGUCUGGUAUCUUUAGUGGAACAUUUUUGUAAAAUAAGUCCAGUUGGGGAGUAUGUAGGCAUUAAUAAUAAUAAUUCAACCUAACCAACUCAAUAACAACAUAUUCCAUUUUUUUUUUUUUUUUUUAAUUAAAGUUAGGUUUGUUGAUCUAAUCGGUUUCAAAACAUUAUCUUCUACAAUUCUGUCUUUUGUUCAAAAUCACAACACCGAAGUAUUUAAAAACUCCCGUUAGCCUCUCUAAGCCAUACAUACCCAAUAUGUUUUUUAAUAUCAGAAUCACAGUUUUUGGACAUAACCACUGAUUUAUCUAUAUUUAUCGUGUAAUUAGAUAACUCACUGUGCUGGGAUAUCUCAUUCAUUAGAUGAGCAACGGAAACAAUAGGAUCAGUCAGGGUCACUAUAAUAUCACACAUCUUCAGAACUUUUGAGGCUACUGGAAUCCCCCUAAUGGUUGGGUUCGACCAUAUUCCUAUUGCAAAGGCUCCAUAGAUGGUUUAAAUCGUAUUGGUGAGAGAGGGCAACCCUGAUGGAUGCCAUUACCCAAGGGAAACCAGUCUGAACACAAAUCCACUCCCAUCACCCUAACCAUUGGAUCUUUGUAUAUGGUUUUAAUUGCUGCCCAGUACGUCCAGUUUUUAAUGUUUUGUGAAACUGGGAAUUGAGGACCACGUUGCUGCUCUAUAGAUUUGUUUGGUAGAAGCAUAGGAAGGUGAAACAGACAUAGUGAAUGGAGUUUUGUACAACAAAUCUACUUCCCCAGUUCUCUGCCUAUCAUUUGCAGAGUGUUUUUCUGCAGGAGUGGCACAAAGCAAACACUUGAUCAGUGUUGUUUCUGUGGCUAGAGCUCAACGGUGCUGAGAUUGGUUGGGAUCACUAGAUUUAAAACAUUCUUACCUCAAUAUACCUGUUUUUUUGGCAAGCAUAUAAAUGUGAGGAAGAAGUUGCUACACUUCCAAUUCUGAGACUUACGCUUUGGUCCCUUGGUUUAAUGACAUCAGUGAUUCCAGCUGUCAAAUAGCAAAGGUCACAAGGAGACCCUUGCAUGCCAAUAUACUGGUAGAGUGGAAUCACAACAACAUCAUACCCUUCUGGAAAUCAAAGGUUAAGAAUUUCAGAUGGUGGAUCACAACUCUCUUCCAAGGUCUCUCAUUCAGAUUAAAAGUCUGGAAGAUUAUUGUGACAGACGCGUCAAUGUCAUGAUGGGGUGCCCAUAUGGAUCAUCAGGUUGCAAAGGAUCUCUGAGAAAUCCAAGACAAAAUAAAUUCUUUAAAUUACAAUGAAUUCAAAGCUGUUCUUAUGGCCAUCUGAAACUUUGGAAAUCUAAUUCAAAAGAGAGACGUGCAAAUAAGAUCAGACAACUUCAUAAAGACUCAAUUUGUGGGCUAAAACAAGCUGUUGUUAAGUAAAGUCUAACUUCCCACUCCCCCUCACUUCGUUUAUGCUUUGAUUCAUCCGUAUAGUCUUUACUGCCUCUAUCCGCAAAAAAAAAAAAAAAUCCAUAGAAUUAGAGACAAUACAUAAAUUCCCUGCCUUCUAAUAAAUCUAUAUUGUAGCAUUUUUGUGGCUUGUCUAUGUACUGGGGAUGUGGCGGUAAACAGGGGUUUUACUGUAGAGGGGAGGAAACUGGGGGGAUUUAAAUGUUACACUCCAUCCAAAUUAGGCUGCGUGUCCUGUAGAAGAUGGCUGAAGAUCCUGAAGAUCUGUACUGUGUGUAAUCCUAGGAAAAAAUACAUUUACUGUAAAAUGUAAAUUUUCUGAGGUAGUCGUUGUAGAAUAUAUGAAACAAUAUGUCCUUUCUCUCAGUUUUUUUUUUUUAGGAUUUUAAUAAAACUAUUAAAAUCCUAAAAAUUGGUUGGUCUUCUAGAACUUUUAAACCUCAAAUAGUUCAGUGCUGUACAUUGAAAUGCAACAGAAGCUCGUACAUUUUAUUUAUAGCGCUAGGGUGACCGAAAUAUGAUUUUAAUGUGUUGAUGCAAUUUAUUAAAUCUUAUUCUUUCAGUGCCUUCGCAAAGGAAUGCAACUAUAUCAGUUGGGGCACUUUAAACAUCAUAACCAAAUGAGCUCCUCGUAUUGGUUGCAUAGAUGCAUGAAACUUCCACAUUUCUACUAUUUUAUAGCUGCAGCAAUUUGCUAAUUUUGCUACAGCUCCAAGACCACCAAACCUUUUGAUGGUCCACGGGAAAACUAUGUAGAUGUACUGUGCACACACCUUACAACCCUGUGUAAUUUAUAUGCCAGCUUUCUCCUAACUUUCUAUAAGGGAAAUUGAACAGAAACUACAAAUAUGUUGUGUGAGUAGCUUCAUUAAAUGGGGGUGGGAGGGGGGACCCAAAUUUUAUUUUUUUUUAUUUUUUUUUAUUUUUUUUUACCUUUUGUGGGCAUGGUCAGUAAAAGCAUUUAUUUUGCUCUUCGCCUUAAUAGAUAUAUAUUUUUUUAUUGUUUGAUUUUGUAUAUAUACUUUAUUAUAUCUAUUUUUAUGACAACAAGUUCCCUUGGAAAGGGAAAAUUGACAAAGUAAAAGUAUGUACAUAUGGGAGGAAAAGCCUAACGAGUAAAAUUAAUUAAUAUAAGCAUUUAUCACAAAAGAAAUUAAAUUUCAUGACUUGUUCAAUUCAUUAUUUAUUUUUAUAAUGCAAUAGAUAGAAAAUGCUUGCCAGCUCUAUCUUAGCAUGUGUACCGUUUAGGACUAUUUUUAAAUGUGAAUGCUUUCCUAAAUUAAAAAGACAGCACAGUUGUUCUCUUUUACAGUGACUUCAUGGCAUUUUUUUUUAGAUCUAGAUCUCCACAUAAGUGCACUAUUUGAUUCUGUGAAUUUAAUGUAAUACAACUGAGGUACUAUCACUGUUUGGAAAGGUAAAUUUUCAAAGUGCUUAUACUUAAAAAGUUAUAUUAUAUUCAGGCUUCUUGAUAUUUGCUAUUGUUGAAUGUUUUUCUUUGUUUUAUAUAUUUUUUUUUUUUUUUAUCGUAGUCAUUAUUAGUUGCAUGUUUUGUUUUUCCACUUUGUUUCUUCAUAAAAGUUUUGUCAAGACCAUGAAUUUAUCGUCACACUUUUAGAGAUGAUUUUCAUUCCCCACCCCCCUUUUUUUUUUUUUUUAGUAGCUCACAAUUUUAUUUUACAUUUAGAUUCGUAAGAAGGGUACUGUUCGAGGCACUUCGGCAGCUGACUCCUAAGCAACUCCACUCUAGGUUCAGGGGGUCAGUAUUGAGGUGUGUAUGUAUUUAGCAGACAAAACAGGUGAUGGGCUUAUUGCUUUCUAAGGAGCAUAUUGGCUGGUCUCUUUUAAAUCACUUGUCCUGCUUCAUAUUCAACACAGUGCAGUGGAAAACAUUGAUAUUACCUAUCCUGUUCUCUGAAAAUAUGUUCUGCCUGCUUAAACUUUCCUAACAAAGUGAUUCCAAUGCAUUUCCACUUUUUUAUUAGUCUAUGACUAUCCAUUUUGUAUUGUAUUGUCUCUACUUUUGUUGUUUGUUCCUGCUUUAUUUCUUCAGGUGUACGUAGAUACUUUCAGGUAUAGUGUCUACUGACCCUGAAAGAUGAGAAGUAUAUUUUAGAUUUAAAUAAAUUUUACUUUGAAACUUCAUCCACACUAAAUCGAGGCAUAGAGUUAGCUGUGUGAACUUCAUUAGCUAAAAUUGGAUGCUUUCAGGCUCUCGUAUUUAUUCAUAUAUGAUGUUAACCAAGCCAUUUUUGAUGAAACCAUUGUCAAUUAGAGAAUGUUUUUAAUUGUAAUCAACAUCAUUUUGGAGAAUAAUAGGAGUGAAGCCUUUGCGGUUACUAUAUGUCCUGGCAUUUUGUUAAAAAUUAUAUCUAAAUUAUAUACGGUUUGUUUGGUUUUUGUUUCAUUCUAAAAUUUUAGCAGAGGAAAUUUUCAAAAACAGUGACUGUGCUGCAAUUGCUUUUUAGUAAUUAUUUGUGAAACAAUGAUAUGCUAUGUCUACUUUUUUUUAAGUUAAUCAUUAGCUUGUGAUAUUUGCAACCAUGUUAUUUUACUAGAGGGUCUGUUUUCAGGUGUUUGUAUGGAGGCUUUUACUGUUGUAUUUUAUGCAAAAGAAGUUGAUGAGCAAAAUAUCUUGAGGGGAAUGUGUGACUCCAUGGCUUCACCAUACUUAUGAGACAUUUAUUACGAUGUUAUCUUCUGUGGUCCUUCACAUUGGAUUAUCGAUAUUUGCCAAUUGGAAAUCUAUAAAUUGCUCUGUAAGGAGUGACAACCCCUUGCCCUGCAGAUAGUCCCAGAAAGCAUUUCCAAAGUAAUGGAUUAAUCUCAUAAGUGCAAGCAUUACGUUGCUAGGAUACGACCUGCCAAGAAUGGGAUACAUUGGAAAUGUGGCAGAUUAAUGCAAGAAUAUAUGAUCAUAUACUGUAACUAUUUUAAUUUGUUUUGGGUGUUUUUAAAGAAGACUAUUGCAUUCUGUGAGCUUUUAAAUUGCCAUAUUGCCAUUCAGUGAAUGAAAGUGAGAGCAUGUUGUAUGAUAUGACCCAGCAGCACUCUUAUAAUAUAUGUUCAGGUGCAUGCAGCCUGUUUGAUUGAUAUAGAUAUAUAUAUAAAAGAUUUGUAGCCCUAUGCUAAUAGCAAAGCCUUAAAUGUUACUUGCCACUGUAAGCUAUAGUAUACCAUCCAAGGGUGAAUUUCUACUUGCCAGGGGUAAAUUUUCAGAAAAUUUUGGAAAUUUUGAGCCCUGUAUAUGUAUAGGUUUGUUUUUAUUUCUCAUACCAUCCUUUAGGCAGUAUGCUCGUGCUGUGACUUGGUCUACUGAACACCAGGUAGUUUUUUUUGGACGGGUUGAGUUGUGUGCAUUUAUUUAAAUGUCUACGUCAGGAACUCUUAACCCUCUGCCGACGAUAGAACAUACUAUGCUGUCCUACAAAAGGAGGACUUCAACACUGUUAGGGCAGUAUAGCAUGUCAUAAAGAUCUGGCCCUCCCUCCAGCCCACAUACUUAUCUUCUGCGCUGAUCGUGGCAGCCACCCUGCGGUCAAUCCAUCCAAUUCAAGACUGUCAGAUGCCCCAAAAUAAUCAUAUAUAAAUAACAAAUUAUACAUGUACAUACAAAUAAAUAUUUUCACCUAAGUGGGUGCACGUAACAUGAGGUCAAAUUCAAAUUUUGUUUUGGUUCAGAAUUGGACAAUUGCCUUUAAAUUGCCUAUGUCCUUCAAAGGAAUCCACUGCCAAAAUACAAAAUAACACUGUUUAGAAAAUAUACCCCUAUUGAAAAUGUAUUUAAUUGUGCAUUUUUUUUCAUUGGAGUACAUCUGAAAAUAGCUUCCAAAACCCCUUCUCUUGUCUGCAGUCUUUACAAGGUAAUUGCUGCCUAUUGACUUUAGCUUCACUGAGCUAACGGAACCAGGAAUUAACAGGACCUGUUGUCUGGUUGAAAGCCAAGGGAGUAUAACCAUUUUAAUUUAUAAAAGUGUAAAUUUCUAAUGAAAUCUGCACUUUUAGCAAACUGAAAAAAAAGAGGACACACUCUUUACACAUAAAGUUUUUUUUAGCAAGCUGAAGUGCUUUAGGGGUCUUGAGUGUCCCUUUAAGGGGUUAAGUACAAUUAUUGGACAUAGGAUUGUGGUAAAUAUAUACCUAGAAUUGGUUUAUUUGCAGUGUUUGUUGGGUCAGUUUCUCCUGUAGCCUUUUAGAUAUUUUUCCAGUUUUAUGCUUUUUUUUUUUUUUUCCCCCCCUUGCUUUUUAACACUUUUCUUAUCUUCAGUCUUUCUUUUGAAAAGUCUAUUGCAUUCUAUUUUGUUAUCAAAUGCGUUCUGUGUCCCUUUGACUAUUUAUAUCAGUCAUAUUUUGUAUCUACCAAAAAUAUACUUGUUUUAAAAUUAUUAUUGUAAUUUUUCUUUCUUUUUUUUUUUUUGCUAUAAGCUACGCAACCAAGGUCAAGUGAGAGGAACAAGUGCUGCCAAUGAUGAAUGAAGCUGGAACUGACCAAAUCGCAUGCAGAAUUUAUUUUGUCAUUUAUAAUUGUGUUUAUAUACCUGUAUGUGAAUAGCUAUAUAAACACUUUACUGAGCAUUAAUUGCUGUACUGUUCUGACAUGAGCAAAAAAUGUAAAGGCGAACGUUUACUGUACAUACCAAUAGUUUACAAACAUUACUGAAUGUCUCUAGAAUGCUAUUGUACAGCCUCCUUCUCUAAUGUAACACUUGUCUUGCUUUUACUUUUCUUUCUAACUUUUAUCAAGAACAAACAUGUAAUUUAAUACUGUAGAGAUUUUACUUUUUGGUAGUAGGCAAUACAAGCUACAUUGACAAAUUAUUCAGAAAGAAUUUUCUGUAUUUGUCUGUUUAACGCUGAAGAUGGUCAUAUUUCCCCAUAUUUAUUAAAAAAAAAACUUUGCAUCAAGGAUUAUUGAGCUUUUGUAUCUGCACUGUCCAAACAAGUGUGACGUAAAAUUCCUGAGCCUUACUGCAUUGUAGUAUCCAGGAGAUAUGUCAAUAGAAUUCAGUUAUGUCAAAUUAGUUUUUUGUUUUGUAUGUGUCCCCCAUAAAUGUUUUCGUGAGUUUUUGUUUUAUUUCUGCAAAUUAAAACAAUGAAAUUGUUCAUUUCAGAAGCUGCAGUUUGGGAUCUAUGCAAACUGUUUACAGUUUAAAGCAAGUUAUGCUUUUCAGUCUAAGUGCACAUUAUAUUCAAAAGACAUUUAAAAUAAAACGUACAACUAAUUUAUAUUAAUAUAUUUAAAUACAAAAAGUCACUACAUGUCAAAUGAUAUCUGCCAAGUGAGAGAAUGUUGGCCACCAGAGUCUAACUGUAUAUAAUCAUAGAAUGGCUGCAUUUUUUAGAGGUGCAUGUAAAAUGCUCAAUGUACUAUGAAAAUCCGCUAGAAAUGAGCCUAAAGAAAUGAUUUUAGAAACAAUACGUAAUGUGGUUUAUUUUGUUUUUUUAAUUUUUAACAAAUCGUUCAUUUAAAAAUUACUUUAAUGGUAUAAAAAUAUCUAGUUUCAGUUCACACUUGCCUUUUCUCUUAUUGUGUGGCCCUUUAGUUCUCUGUAAGAACUUUUUGGAAUAAGUGUACCAAAAUAUGCGUUUCUAGUCUAUUUUGCCAUAAUAUUGGGGGAGGAGAAUUGGAGGCAUUAUAUCGAUAAAAGAAGGCUGCAAACUUUUGUCUAAUGGAACUCUGCUGUUUAGUUGAAUCCUUUUAUUUGUAUCUUAAUCAUGAUUCGUUAUUUUUCAUACAAGGACUAUUACAGAGUGUCAAAAGCAAAAGAAGAAAAGUUGCAAUGUUUUAGGUAUAAAAAUUCAGGGGACAAUGAAUGUAAAAUGUUUUAGAAUUGCAGUCUGUUUUGUGUACAGUAUUUAAAAACAAAAUGUCAAUUAAGUAACCAAUAAAUUUGAUCAUCAAAUGUC